Messenger RNA from Xyrichtys novacula (pearly razorfish), 75562 nucleotides. The record is from the annotation of a GenBank genome assembly. Lineage: Eukaryota; Metazoa; Chordata; Actinopteri; Labriformes; Labridae.
AUGACUGCUGUGAAACGCUCUGAGGUCCUGGUCAGUGGACCAGAGGACAGGCAGAGUCCAGGACACCUGCAGAGAAAGACACGGGGUCAUGAGGACACUGCUCAGCUGACGGAGAGGAGGGACAACAGACUGACGGAGGAGCUGCUACCAACAGAGGGACACAACGGUAAAGGAGCUAUUUAAUUUUAUAAAUGCUUGGACAUAAAUGAGGCUUUUGGGAGACAGCACCAUAACCAACUUACUGACGUGAUUUUUCAGCUAGAAAAAAAAUGUGUCUAAUUCUAUGGUUGGUGAUGUUUCCAUGGCAACAGAUUCUCAAUCGAAAUGAGUCGUACCACCACUUAUGGUGUGAGUUACUUUGCAGAUAAAGUAACUCACACUAAACAGUCAUGCUGCUGUUGCCUGGAUUGCAGGACACACUGUGGAUUCACUUUUAGAGCCAGGUGGGGUUCAGUAGCUCCUCAGGCUGCUCUCAUAUCAAUGUCCACCAACUGUCAGCAGAGUCAUAGUACUUAACGCCAGGAUCCAAACUUAGACAUUUACUGCAUCUGGGCUCUGAUGAAGAUACUUGUUUGUUUCCUGUUUCUUGUUGUUUUUGUUUUCAUAUUCAGUUUGGAGCAGCUGUCUCCUGUACUCACACCCGUGGGAGCUCAUGUCUUUUUGCAACAGUUUUGCCAAGAUGACUUAAGAGAUUCCACAAAUCUUGAGUUUCGCUUGUUGCAGUAUAUAAAGAAUCAAUAAGAUGGAUUUCAAUAUACUUGUCAAAAGUAUCCUCCAAGUAGUUAUGUAAUAAAUGCUUGAUAUGCUUUUGAGAAGUAACAUUAAAAUAAUUGCAGACAUCAGGGUUUCACUUAAAAGACACAUCUUUUACUUGAAGAACAUUAAAUAUAUGGUUUUUGGUCAAAUUUCCUGCAUUCUGGUGAAUAUUUAUGCAACAUUCAGUUGUGGGAACUUCACUAUAUUAAAAAAAAUCACAAAAUUAUUCAUACAUAAUUAACAAAAAUGAGUGCAUCUUUCUGUGUGAGGCUUGCAUUGUAGUGAGAAUUCACCCGUUAUUUUUCAGAGUGAUUUUAAACCUGAGUAGUUAGAUGUGAAUCGAAAGACAAACACUUUCAUUGAGCAAAGACUCUCUGGAGUACAGAAGCGUAUUGCAUUCACUUACAAAAAAAAAAAAGAAAAGAAAACUGUUUUUUUUUAAACUUGAAUAAACUAAACAAGCGGGCCAUGUUUGCUUCCAGUAAAUCAAGCAGAGGGGGGUGAAAGCGUCUAAUUAAAGCGUCAAAUGAUCAUGAUCCCAGAGAAUAGGUAAAACAAUUAUUUCUGAAAAACAGAACAAAACAAAAAAAAUGUGCUCUGAAAAACAGAACAAAAAGUCCAAAAAACAGAAUAGAAAAAAAUUACUCUGAAAAACAGCGCAUUUUUUUUUAGGUGAAUGAAGUAUGCUUCAGCACAGGAGUAUUAAAUUUAGCUCACAAAUUUUGCAUGUCAUUUAAACAUUGACCUGAAACUGAUAAAGGAGGGCCUUUCCUAAACAUUUGAUAUCCCUAAGGGACAUCCAGUGGCACUUUGUUUCACAUUUUACAUACCAUAGGGACAAUUAAAAGGCCAUAUUUGUAUUUAAUGCACCAAUAGGGCAUCAAGAAGACACUUUUUUAUGUUUAACAUUUUAUGCUUGGACGGACAUUCAAAAGGGUUCGUUUUUGUGUAAUAUACAGAUUUGGCAGGGCACUUUUUAAAGUUUUAUAUACUGUACAUAAAAGCCACCCAGAGGGCAUUUUGCUCUAUACUUACUGCAUCUCGAGGUCACUUAUGUUCUUUCUCAUGAAAAAAUAUCUCAAAAGCCACUUUUUAGACAUGUUAUCUUCAGCUAUAAGAGCCGAUUUCACUCUUCUACUCUUCAUUUUAUGACGACACUUCUGCAGCAAUCUUUUUUCUUUUCUAGAAGUUCAAAUGCAUUUUUUUUCUUUGGACUGUUUGAGGAUAGAAAUAAGUCGAUGUUCGUUUUUCUUAUUUCGUGUUCACCCUAAAAACUCUUCCAUCGUGAAGGCACUUGUACUCUCUGCAAGUUCGAUCAUUAGGACAUGUUGUUUUCUUGGACUUUUAGAUGAUUGAUGAAGUUGUCGGAAUCAAUUAAAAAAGCAAAGAAUUAAACGCAAACAAGCUCACCUUCAUUUGAUAUGCAUGCUGUUGUUGUAAAAGAGUUUUUUAUAGUUGUUCCAGCCAACGUACACAGAGCAGGUAAACAGGUAAGAAUGUGAGUCACACGUCUCUGCCAAGAGCGACCGCGAGCCAGAUAAAACAAGACUGUUUGAACAUUUUAUUGAAUCCUUCUGAUGAUAAAUCCAUUCUGAAAUAUCUCUGCUCUUCAGCUUCACAGCCCAAAUCAGCCGCUAACAUCACAGAGCUGAAGGUGAAAGCAUCCGAGGAAUCCUGCGACUUAAAUCUUUAUUUUUAGACUCUGAGGAUAGUGAGAGCGACGCAGCGUUUCCCUCUCAGACCUGACAGAUUUUCCAUGAUGUCACGGGCAGUGAGGGGAGUGAGAGUAACCCGGGAGACAGUUGAACAUAAAGUGGAACCUCAUUCAAUCACUUAUGUCUUAAAGCUUAAAGCGCUGAUCGAGGCUUUGCUAUCAUUUCUAGACAAUAGAAACUACAAUGUAAAACAAGUCUGACACACUGGCCUGCUCUUGCGGUAAUGCGGGUGUCUACUCUGUUUGUUGUCCAAGCAGCAUCGACCAAUCAGAUAUAAGCAGGCUUUGGUCUUUGCGGGAAAAACAGUCUGUAUGGAGAGCAAAAGCAGGUGGAACAUAGGCCUUCAUUAUUACCAGCUCCCAUCAGCAAGAGAUUUGAAGACAAAACCUGACAACUCGCUACUACUUGUUGGUGGGUACAUAACACUAAUAUGGGAAGACGGUGGGAAAGAGAGGUAAAAUACGGUAGUUUCUCAACUAAAACAGGAUACUUGACAGCUACUGUAUGUCUGAAGACAAGUUUUUGAAACUAAUCAGCAUUUACAUAUCAUGACUUUUUUGAAUGCAUUAGAAAUGAAGCAUCUGAACCUUCACUUUACCAAUGUUGAUUUCUUCCCCUCUUGAAGAAAGACAUGACAGAGAUGAGACUCUCUUGGCUGGUAGUGAUACAUUGCUAACUGAUGGCUACACCAAGAUACAAGCUAGUUGAUGCAGUCUUUAGAUUUUUGGACUUAAUCCAACUUCUACUCUUGACUCUAGGAUUUGGUUUAUCUUUAAGUCAUGGUAUUUUGAUUCACUCACAUCUGUCCCCAGCAUUUUAAUUUAUAUUAUUGACAAGCCAAACUCAGUAAUAAAUGUGUUUUGAAUAUUUAAGCAACUUCCGAAGUUUUGUUUUUUUUAAGGGAAAAUUUCUUCAGGCUUCUGAAACACAUAUUUUUCUAUAACUGUGGAGAGCUGCUGGUUACAGUGAAGAUUUUUUUUCAUCGUAUUCACUACAAUAAGAUGAUAAAUGACACUGAUUAUAAAAGUUAUACAUGUAGAAACAAACAAAAACAUGUUUUCCCACUAUAAUGAAGUCAUUUGAGGUCACUUCAUUUUCAAAUUUGGGACAUAUUUUAAUUUCUUAUUCCAUAGUUUUCAUAGUUUAGCAGAAGAGUGUCUACACUGGAGUUUCUACUGAAUGACAUGUCUUUUCUUGGAUUAUCUUCUAGUUCUUCAUGUCUGUAAAAUCUCCUCAAACCGAAAGGAUAUGGAGGUUUUGUUUUGCCUUGAUUGAUCUUGUUGAAUAUUACAUUUUGACUAGAUUAUGCAAACAAAAAUCCUCAAACAACUUUCGCAUAUUUUACCACAUUUUUCAACACUGUGAUGUGAUGAUGUGCAAAAAAGAGCGUAAUAAGUCUGCAUAAGUCCCAGAUGGCUCAGUUGAAAAUGUAUCUGUCAUAAGCACUCUCUGUAAAACUGAACUAAAACAUCCCAAAAGUACACAAAAGUCACAAUUAUUGCAUAGUGCGUAGUAGAUAAUGCAUAGUGGGGCGGAGCUUGGAUUUGUGACAUAGGAAAUCUCAUUGUGUCUGAACCUGUCAUUUGGGUCUGUGAAAGAUUUACAGCAAUUUGAAUGAAGAAAUACAUCAGAAAUGCAAAUUUUUACUUGUUUUUCUCAUGAUAUGUCCUGCAGCAUCAGAAAAAUGCCAUAUGAACAUGUAGAAAACAAGAAAAACAUGAUUUUCAUUGGAGUGGUUCUUUAGAAUUUUAAAGAUUUGAUGGGAUCGGUAUUUUGAAGCUGUCAAGCUUUACGUCAUGGUUUCAGACCACAGUGAUGUAGCAUUUACUUAAAUCAUCUUGAAUAAUCUCAAUCAAAAAUUCAAGUGCAUGACGUAUUUGCAUGUUCUAGUGCAUUCAUUGAGCAUGCGAUCAAAAAUGUGAUUAAUCGCGGUCAAUAAACUUGAGCAGUUUGAAGGCGUUGCUUAUAAUUGUUGUUUUAUUUAAUGCAAACUUCUAAUCUCCACAUGUGGGUCUGUUUAUUGAGUGUGAUAAAAAUCUUGAGGAUUGAAGUUUCUGAGUUCAGAGAUCGUCUUUGGUCUGAAACUUUUCAUCGAACAGAUCUCUGCUAAUCUGCUCUCGAGUUUCUGACCUUCAGAGAUGUUGAUUUGGUUCCACCUCCUGUUACACUUGACUGAACUUUAAAUAAAAUCAGAGGUUAGUCUGGUACAAAUGUGGGUAAAACUCUCCUGAGUGGAGUCAGACUGUAGGGGGCUCAGAGCGUUUGGCAGCUUCAGACUCUCCGACACCUGCAGGAAAAAAAAAAAAUCAGCUCUCAUUUCUGCGCUCUGGUUUUGCUUUCGAGCAGAGUGGAUUCCUCUCUGAUUUGAGGGAGGCUGCAGGUUUUUCUCUCAUCUGGAGGAGAUUAUUGCAGCUGAUAGACGUGAUCAACCCGACUCUUCAUCAUCUCAUGCAGGUUAAUGUUGGCUCUGCGGAGCUUCGCGUGUUCACGAGGCACCGACUGAUUCAUUGCCUUCACUGUCUGAUUGUAGAUGUGACUCGUGCCUGUGGUGAAAGUUUGAACUUCUGCAGGAAAAGCUUUCAAAUGAACAUAAUGAACAGAUAUUACUCCACUCAUGAGCAGAACUUUUUGUUCUGUAAAUACAGGGAGACAAGAUGUUUACCCUUCGGUCCUCAUUAAAGCGUUUCUCCAGCUCUGCCAGAAGUAACAUCAGAGCCCCGAUCAGCAGAAAACCCGAGCACCAUGACAAAAACCAACAUUUUUUUUUGCAUUAGGAAACAGGUGGAAUGUGUACAGAUGCAUAUUUUCUGCUGUUGUUUUUAGCUGCUAAUCCACCCGUAAAAUUACUCACAUGUUCAUUCAUCAUCUGAGCGAGGCCGAGCGGAGCAGCGGGGCUGAGACGAGGAGCGAGGGGAACAUUAGCGAGGGCAGAUUUUACCUCAGAGCGCACGGCCGUAAACAGUUUUAUUAUUUAUCCAACCAGCCCGUGUGACGUGAUGAAAAAGCUGCAGGCAGAGCAUGAAAUAAUGUGUGUGUUCGACAGAAAGGUUGUGUUUGUAGUGCCGGCCCAGGUUUGUAAUUGGUUUCAUAUUUAGUAUUGAGAGGUAGAGCAGCCUUUAGUGAGCUCACACACACAUAAAUAAAUCUUUUUACCUUUGUUACAAAAAUGCAGCGCUCUUCCUCAUGCCAAGAGCUCUGCUGCAGGACAUUGAUUGCCGAUUUUUUUUUUUUUUUUUUUAAGUUGUAAGCUUUGAAAUAUUUGUCUGGGUGAGCCAAAUGGUGUUCACCUAUCAGGAAUGUACAGUUAAAUUGUUCUGCUGCUAACAUAAAUACAGAGCGGGCUGCAGGGAGACGGCAGGCCCUGUGUGGAGAGCAGAGGAGCUCUCAAGUCCAUCAAUCUGCAAAUGUGUGAGAUCUGCUCCUGUCAUCACUGACACAAUAAGAGCAUGGAGCUACAAUUAAGACACAUCACUGCUGUUUGGCUGGAUGCUCAGAUGUCUGACAGAAAACUCAUUUCAAACACCGAAAAGAGACCAGAAAUGUGAGUAAUCAUCAAAUAAAUACCAAAGUGACUUUGUAACACAAGAAGUUUGUUCAAAAAGAGGAAUACAGUAUUUCCAGGAGAGGAGGACUUCUUGGAUCGCGUUACUAGCUGAGUAUUUUAAAUGGACUAAAGGUUUAAUAAUUUUUACACAGCUCAAACAGGGUAAAUGAAAAGGAGUAAAAAUAGAUGCUCAUGUGUGCAGAAUGGCAAAAAUAAUGCAAAUGUCCAUCAGUUGUGCAUCCUUAAAGUUCUUUAUUAGUUUUUAUAUCGAAACAGUCACUGCAAACAUUAAAAAAAACAUUUUAAAAGUACAUCCCUCAUUCAGUCAUAGAUCGGCUGGACAAAUUACAGACAUUGUCAUGUUAUGAAAUCGCAGCUAUGAUGAUCUUGAGGUCAAUCUGCUAAGAGGGUGCAAUAUGUUGUGUGCAUAGACUGUAUAGACUAUGGACAACUUGGCUCUGCCUUCCAUCAUUAUAAGAAUUUGAAGCCGUAUUCCUCUCGGUAUUUCCGGAAAUUUCUCCACUUCCUGUAACCACCACUUGUGCAGUAGCGUUGUACGCAUUUGGUGGAAGAGUCGCUGAGAGUCGCUGUGAUAACUAUCUGCUCAAACAGCGUAUCCCCCGGGUGAACUGUGAGAUCUUCAUACGCACAUGAUGGUAGCGCCGGUUGAAAACAGAAAGUAGAAGCUCCUGUAAUUAAAAAAAUAGGCUACCUCCUGUGCCUUUGUGUUUCCUCUUUAUCCACCAUGUUUGCAGGUUGCUGAAGGAUUGCAUAUUUGUCCAAGUUAUUUGGAAUAACUUUUGUAGAUGUACCCAUCUUGUUUCCACUUCUGGUUUUGGCCGUUGGCUACCUUUUUCCGACAUUGUAACUGAAAUGCUGAUAACCAGCCCCAACUUCUGAGGUAAAUGGAACACACCAUCAGUCUUCAUAAAUACCUCCAGCUCAUCACUUUUUUUGGGCAGAGAGUUGACAUUUCCCACGAUGACUGAUGGAAGAAAGUGCCUAUAGCUUUCAGCAUUGCCUUCACCUGUGCACCAGCUCAGCAACCAUUAAAACACCUCCAGUUGUCUGCUAGAAACAAAUGUUGUCCAGACCUGCUCUGUCUCAAUGACAGAAGCUCCUCUGCUGGACAACUUCCUCUACCUACAGAAACAUCCAUCAGCAGCCGGAAAAUCCCGUAAAAAAUAAAGCAUAGCGCUACUUCUGGCAGGUCACCAUGUCAAGCACUGAUCCACAGCCAAUGGCAAGUAGCCACCUCGACCAGCUGAUGGCCAAGCUAUUUCCUCCUAGCUCCUAUUGGUCCUAUGCCUUUAGAGCGCCCUAUUUAAAACUGCACUAACCCAGCCUCUUCCUCUGCUUUGACAGCCAACCAGCAACCCACCUCCUCCACCCUUGUGCCGGCUAAACUGCUCCACUACCUUUAAGCACUCCUGUUCCAGGGUGUUCUGUUCAUCCCUGCUCUACCCCCUGUUGUUUCUGCCUCCAUGAUUCCUCAUGAAUGGCGGGAAGGUGCUCUUCCUGCCGCUGCUCUCUCACGCAUGCUUGCGUGGAGAACGGAGGGCCCCGAAUAGAACCUUGCAUGCGCUCCCCGCUACGGCUUGUGAAGGGCAGGAAGGGGCUAUACCUGCCUCUGGCUUCCGCGCAAGUGCGUGGAAGGACAGGGACCUAGGGAACUAUGCCGCCAAAUUUAACUUUGCACAAUAAAGCUGAAUUUUGACAAAGUGAUCCUGACUGAAACAUGGAAAAGUUGCCGAAAAUUCAGAGACCAUACAUUGCUUUUUCUUGGUUGAGUCCAGAUUUUAAAGUGUUUAGAGACAGUGAAAUAUUGAAUACGUUGAGGCUCCAUAUUUAGUCAGCAGGAGGAACGUCAGAGUGUCCUCUCACCAUCUGGCUCGUGUGUUCAGGUUUUUGAGGGUUAAUAGAAGUUAUUUUGAUUUCAUGGCUUUUAUUAUUAUUAUUUCUAUUAAAAGGAUUUCCAGAUUUGAAGCUGCCGUUCGCUGGAAACAAAAACUGUGCCUCAAACUUUCCGUGAUUGUCGCUAAUAUUCACUGUGGAUAUAAGCAGGGACAAAUGUAAUAUAGAGGGAAUUAAAGGACUUAUUCUGGAAGCUUCCAUUAAAAGUUUUCAUUAUUCGUCACGAAAGAGGCAAUUAGAGGAGUGCCCCUCGCUCGUCUGUCACCACAGAGACCAGCCGUGUUUAUUAUAAAGGGUUUAAUAUGGAGACAGACAGACAUGAAGACAGGAGUGUUUUAUCGUAUAGAUUAUUCAUCAGUAACACGUGGUUUAACAACUUAUCAGCUGUUACUCAGACAGAUAAAGAACAUCCAGGAUUAUUAUCUCUCCAAAACUCCGGAAAAGAUUAGCUCAUAGCAUCCACUCGUCUAUUUUUAGAACCUCAAACAGUGGCAUAAUAAACAAAACGCUCAGAAAUUCAAUUAAGGAAGCAGUCGCCCACAAUGACCUGAAAAUAACCCAGAGUUAUUCUAAAACACAGGCCACCUCACAUGUGGUUUGGAAACAGGAGUGCCUUAAACCGCAGAUCGAGAGCGGCUGCCCAGAUUAAUGAAGAGUUUCUUUUUCCAGGUGUUGUAUUGUGGAUACAAGAGCUUUGAGCGCUUAAUUUUUUACCACCAGGAGAAAUCCUCACGGUAGAAAUGAAAACAGUAACACAAUAUACAGCUCUGAUCAGGCUCGCUGUGCAAAGAGAGCAGGAGAGGAUUCAAGACCAGAGGGAGGGAGCAGGAGGGGGGACGUUCUCUGAGAUUGAUGCCAUGACUGGAACCUGAACAAGAGUCUGAGACACACGUUCCUGUGGAAAUGGUUUGAGAUUUUAACCUUUAACCAAACAUGCUAACAAAUUCAGGGUAGAAUAUUCUCAAUAGAAGUCAGCUACAAGCUGCUUAGUGUGCUGAAAGUGCUGAAUUUGAUCCAUUUUUGAAAAUAACCACACAAAAAACUUUGAUAAAGACAAAUUUUAAUGGUGUGAAAAUAAUCAUAUAUCCUGAUUCAAUUGAAAACAGUGUAACGAAAGUCAUUUUAAAGUUUUAAACUGAAACAUUUGAUUGUUUUAUUAAAAUGUACGAUCAGUUUAAAUUUGAUGCCAACAUUAUGUGUCAAAAAUGUUAAAACGGGAAACACCAAACACUGAAAAAGUUGUGCAGUCUUAAACAAAACCAUCUGGAGGAACAAAUCUAAGAUAAUAGGGUUCAUUUACAACAGUUUAUGACCAGAGAAAAAGCACAACAAAGAGUCUGAGUCUCUUCAAAGUCAAGAUGGGAAGAGGAUCACCGCUUUUUGAGAGCCUGUGUGAGCUAACAGUUUAAUGAUUUCAGCAAGAUUUCAAAGAAGUGUUUUCUUCAUCUGCAGGAUAAUAGUAAAAUAAUCAUAGAAUCUGGAGAAAUCUCAUCAAACCCUCCUCCUGUGUUAGGGUCAGCACCGACCUGUUUAUCAUUUCAAAUACGUAAAAGAACCAUACAAUUUUUUGUAUUAUUUUUUGCAUUAAGACUUUUUGACUUAGUCAAGAACAUCUAUUUCAACACAAUUUAAAAAAUAAAUUUCAAUUGACUAAAUUAUAAAACGCUCUUAUCAAUAUUAUGGCACUUACCAUGUUAGGGUUGCAGUCGACCCGGUUAGAUUUAAAAUCAAUAAUUAGAGCAAAAAGUUAAAUCAUAUGCGCACUGUAAGGCACCACACUGACAGUCAGAUCUUCUUCCAAUCAUGUGAGAUUUAGGAAAUUCUCAUUUUGCCUGGUUUUUCUCAAAAAACUACGUUGGGCAUGUCCCGACAUGUGAGAUUAAUUCAGUAUAGAUGUCUGUAUGAGGGGUAUAGUGACAAAGAAAGGCCCAGAGGACCACAUCAAAAAAUAUUAUUAGCAGUGUUUUCAUAGAUAAAGAAGCCUUACAAAGUAACCUAAAGAUGAGAACCAAACUGGAUGAUCGAGAGUUGAUUUUAAUGUACAGCUGAUUUAAGACACGGGUUGAAACUGACCCAUCAACAUAGCGGGUAUGUAGUGACAGCUAACACAGGAAGAAGGUAAAAGGGACCAGGCCCUGAACACAGACACAGGAUUGUCUUGAUCUUCAGGCCCUGCAUUUAAAACUAAUCUGACUCUGCAGUUGAAAUCACCACAUCGGCUCAAAAUCACUUUUAAAACACUUGUUUGUUGACACUCUGUUCCAAAGCCAGCAUUUAGCACAUCUGGAAAGAAAUACUCAAUAAUGCUCAAUAAUAUACUGUAUGUAUGCGGCUUUUGGAACAAUAUAUGCUGCCAUCCAGAAAAUACCUUUUUCAAAGGCAGACCUUCAUUUUUCAGCAAAACGAUGCCAAACCACAUUCUGCACAUAUUACAACAGCAUGGCUUUGUGAAAGAGCAACUCCUUCUUUCUCUUUGUUUUAUUGGUUUAGGUUAGAAAGAGUGUGUGCAGUUUGGCUGGGAGUCUGUAUGUACUGGGAUAUACAUCUCUUUCUUUACUCAUAUGAUAACUGUUCCCAUGAGGAUGCACAAUUCAUCGAUUUAUGAUCGUCUGUGGUUAAUACACUCACAACUGACCAGAACAUCCCACGACACCACUUCAAAAUGAACUACCUUUCCGCCUAUCACACCACCUAAUGAAGACAAAACAAAGAGUAACUGUCUGAAACAGGUAUUGUUGACUCAGGAUUUUUCUGGUUUGAUUCUUUCCAGGACUGGAGACUUCUUAGAAACUUGAAAAACAAUUCAAGAUCAAAAAACCGAGCACGGUGCGUGCAGAGUUCUAAUGCCACAAUAAACAUAACCUCUAAUUACAGCUCUCUGCAAAUGAUGUGCAACAAUAACGACUGCUGCUCCGUUUUGUUCUCAUUUCUGUUUAAUUGCAUUCACAGAUCAUGAAAGUCUCACAUUAAGGCUUCCAGCUUAUGUGUUUUUGCUUUUACCAGAAUAAUGCACCGUUUAAACAAAAAACAACAAACCUGGAUCGGUUGAGUCCAGCAGGUCCUGCUCUUAAUAACUGAUCAGAGUGGAGCGUGGAGCUGCACAGAACCGGAGAGAGCACAAAGGGUUGCAUGCAAUCUGAAAUCAUCCCCCCUCCCUCUGACAUCCUCGUGUGUUGUGAAUCAUAAAAAAAAGAAUUCAUUUUAUGGUUUUACUGCUCAGGAACCCGGGUACGCAUGUGUCAAAAUAAAGGGAGAGUUAGAACCACAUGUUAAUGUGAAUGGAGACAGCUGGAUGUGAUUAUAGAGCUGCAGAUGAUAGAAACACACACACACACACACACACACACAGGCUGCUCACGGGAGAACACAACACAUCACAGCGGCUCAAAGUGGAGAAGACAACUUUAUAACAGAUUUGAUUUUAUAAAAUGACUCACUGAGGAAAACACACUGCAUCAGUGUUGAUGAACACAUGACCUCUGCUGAUUUUACAUUAAUUAUGAUGAAUAGUUACCUGUUGCCUCUCUUUCUCUCUCUCUCUGUCUGUGGGCUUGUUGAGAAGCUUUCUUCAGGUGUUGUGUAGUUUUCAUGUCCAGUUUUCCUGCACAGGCUUAAUCUUUAUUUCUAUACUGACCUUAUUGUAAUGCUUUAUCAAUAAAUAAUCCAUCCAUCCAUCUUCUAUCUUAAAAAACAAUAAAUAGCUCUUCAAUCCAGCUUUUUGCCCAGUACUCAACUUUCCAUAGCUACUUUUGAUAGAGAUAUUGAUUCCCAUCUGCAUGCUUGAUUUUGUUGCCAAGCAUUCUGUUAUGUAUUAUUUAUUGUAUUCUAUUAUAAAAAGGCUAUGUGGUGCUUACAAAGGCCAUAAAUCCAUAUUAAGGAUAAAGAUUCCCUACCCUACACUGGAAAACAUGUCAUCUAUCUAAUCGCUCAACAACAUCUGGAUCUUUGCUGGAUUUAGAGUCUCCGUCUGAGUUUAUGCCAGGCUUUUUUCUGCAAGUCAGACUGAUUGGUAACUUCACAAUAAAAUACCAAAAACUGUUAAAUUGGACUUUUUUUCUGAGAAUUAUGAUUUAGUGCCAACCUGCUGCACCCUGAGAGAAAGAUAGAGACUCAUUAAUGUCACGUUUUUUCACAGUUUUGUCAGACAUGCAGGGCUACAGGGCUGUUUCACAGCUUUUUUAUUUGUUGAUGUCAUGCUUCUGCUAUACCCGACCAUAUGGCCCUAUAUUCUGGUGGAUGGUGUAAAAAAGAUGUUAGUUUUUAUCAUCGUUUUAAUUAUUAAUAGUUACUGAUUGAUGUAGUGGUAAGCAGAGACAAUUUAUCUGCACUUUUACUUUUUUAAAAUUCAAAUAGGAACAAAAACAAAAGCCACGGACAUCUCCUUAAAACACAAUAACUACCUUACAUUCCCACUCCAAUUGUUUUUUUUCUCUCCUUGAAGUGUUCUUAGUGGUCUUUAAAUCGUGAUUAUAAAGUUUUUAGCCAAAAUCACGUUAACUGUCAUUUUCAAGGUCUUUUCUUCUGCAGAGCUCCAGUAGCUCAUUAGCAAUUCGCCUCUGAGUCGUGAGUGGAGACAGCACUGCUCUGCACACUCCUCUUUACUUUCCUCUUCACAUUAGCUUGGAGCCUAAAAUUGCCAGUGUUGUAGACGUGGCAGGUAACCUAGGAGUUAUUCAGCUCUCGGACACUAAUGUCUUUGGGACAUGAUGAAAGUAAAUAUCAUAAUUAGCUUUCUUACGAGCAUUGCAAUCCGCUACCGCACACGCUUGUUCCACCAUCCUCCUCUCUACUUCUCUGAAUCUGGCCUGCCCUGCAGAGCAAGGAUUCAGGGGCGGAGCUUGGAUUUGUGAUGUAGGAAUUCUCACUGUGUCUUAACCUGCCGGUUGGUUCUGCCAGAGAUUCACAGCAAUUUGAAUGCAGAAAUACGCAGAAAUACAAUUUUCCACAUAUUGUUGUUUUUUAAUAUGUCCUGUAUUAUCAGAAAAUUCCAUAUGAACUUGUAGACAACUAGAAAAACAUGAUUUUCAUCAGAGUGGGUCUUUAAAUUACUUAGUUGUUGAUUCAAACAAGGUUAUUAUUAUCAGUGGACCUCUGUGUCCUUAAAGAGGGUAUGUGGAUUGUUCUGGAAUUUUUGAUUUACAAAUUACAGACAUCGUCAUUUUCUCACACAGACAUCCUCCACAACCAUAAUGAACGAUCAGUGGUCUCUAGAUAGUACAAAUCCUGCACAUGUAGGGCUUUAGAGACCACACAGUCAUCUACAUGUAUCUCAGUUUGGAUAGAAAUCAAACUGUCAGACUUUGUGUGCAGAAGAAAAGAAGCGGUGGAAACUAGAACAUGAUGCCAUCCUUCAGCACUCCUCCAAAAAAUUAGUCCUGUGUUGUGGUUUAGCCAAAGCGUGCGUCCAGGUUGGAUGAAUCAGUGAUGGACAUCAGUGUUAACUUUGACAUGAAAUCCUGAUUUAGAUUUAGCUUCAACCAUUCACAGAAUAUUGUGGUUGAUAUCCGUGGAAGACAGAAUACCUCACUGUUUAGUCAUCUUGGUGAAUAAAGGGAAUUAUUCUCCAUUCUCAAUGAGCUAGAUCUCUACUAAACCCUACCAGCUUUGAGUCCGUCUGAUGUGUCCUGAUUUGAUCCGAAUACUCCCUCAGAUGUUCAUCACAGCUGGCUUCAUCAGCACGACUUACUACAUCUGAAUCUCUGGUGCCAAAUGCAUGCCAAAUCAGACUGUGGCUACUGUAAAACACUGUGCUUGACAACUCUUGAUUGCAAAUCCCCUCAGGGUGAAACAAGCCCCAUUUUCACGCAAGGGUCCUGCUUACCCUGUCUAGGUUACACUUCUCUCUUUGCAUUAUCCCAUACAUGAUUUAUGUAUGUGUAUUACCAUGCCACAAACACACGAACAGUCAGCUUUGGAAGGAGUUUGAGUGAAGGACAUUGAAAGAACCUCAGCAAAUGAAACAAAAUACAUGACAAGAACACAGGGCUUUGUUUCUGGAUGAGGUUCCUGGUUCAUGUCCAAAGUUGCAUUCAAGUACGCAGACUGCAGUAUAACUUCAGGGGUGGUAACAGUGAACUAACAGACUGUGUGUGUGUGUUCUAGUCAGAGGAAGCCUGAGGCCGAUUGUUGUGACUGAUAAUCCUCUCUAUCCGACGCUCAGACUCUGGCCUUCGCCCUGUUCCUGAUACGUUCUUCAUUAAAGUCUCGAGCCAGAAUCCCUCAAACGUUUCCUCCGAACACCUUCUAAAUGCUGCUUCUUCUAAAGGCCAAGUACAACAUGGCAGCAGGGUCAUAUUUUCAAAGGUUUCAGCUGACAUACCAGAAGCUAAGGAGAUCCUCUUCAGUAAAAACAACAGAAAACCACCUUUUAUAAGAGAUCAGGUCCAGCCGCUUGAACAGAGAUGCUAUCGGUGUCAGGUAUGUGUUCAUUACAGAUGUUCUCCAAUUAACGCUCAGAGCUGCAAUCUACUGUGAUCGUCCUCUGUUUAUGUACACUGCCCUUCAUUUAAACUACACCUUGGAAAUUUCAUUAAAGUGAAGAAGAGCUACAACAGGUAUCUGGCUUUAAAUCCUCUGUUUGCUUUGGUUUGAUGUAGACGGACGUCGAAUGGUACGAAACGUUGUGUUAGCCGGAUUUACCCUUUAAUUACUGACCAGAGAGACUAAGAGAGACUUUAUUUCUAAUAAGAAGAGGGAGAGCUGGGUGGAAGGUUGUUCGUUUUUAUUUGGUUUUAAUACAGAAAAGUAAGUAUGCACCUAUGUCAAAGUACAUAUCCUCUCUAUAAAUAGAAACUGCAGGGGAAAAUGUUACCGACAUGCCUCUGUUAUCCCCUGAGAUAAAACCAUAGACCGUGUGGACACCUUGGCUCCGCCCUCCGUCGUUAUUCGAAUUUGAAGCCGAAUUGCUCUCCAUAGUUCCGUGAUUUUCUUCUCUUCCUGGAACCACCACUUGCACAGUAGCAUUUACAUAUUCAGCGGGAGAGAUGUUGUGAUGAUAGUUGGCUCAAACAGCGUAUCCCCGGGUGAGCUACAAAUUCUUUGUACGCCCAUUGGCUGUAUCAAAUGUCUGAAGUGUCAAUCAUAGCAAAAAAAGAGGACUUGAGCACAAACCAGUCUGACAGUAACUACAUGUCAACAUCGCAACCAGGGGGGAGAAAAAUUUAUAUUCUGUGUAAUUCAUUUCUAAAGUUUGUCCACAGUGCCAUAGGGAUUGCUGGAAAAGGCGGGAUCUACGACCUAUACUGCGGCCCGUCACCAGAGGGUGCUGUUCUCGCGGUGGCUUCACACAGCGAGGAAGCAGACGGUGUCCAUUCUGUAUACAGUCUAUGGUUAAAACCAAAGAUUCUCCUUGUUUGUUUAGUAAUUUUACAUUGAUGUGAUUGCCCAAAAACUGUGUAAAAGAAACAAAGGUAGUAGUCUCCAAUUCUGCAUCCAUGCAGAGACAAAAGAUAAUCCAUAAAACAGAGAUAGGUGAUACCAAGCUAUUUACGUUCAAUACCAUUUUGUCAUAGAUCCUUUAUGCUGAUACUGAUACUUCUCAAUAUAAAUUAAAGAUGAUCUCCCAUGUUAGUCCACCUGAAAGCAUUAUAGAGACCAUAUUUUGAUAUUUUUAAAAGCAAAUCUAAUGUACUAAGCAAAAAAAAGUUACUACUAUGGAGGAGUAAAAAGUGUUCUGUGUGUCGUGAUGACAGUGAUGAUCGGAAAAGACACGCUCUUGUUUCACAGGAAGCAGAUGCCAAAACCUCUUUAUAUGGUCUUCAUUGGUAUCUUCGUUCAAUAUGGUGCCAGUUUUCAGAUAAAAAUCUGUCUGAAAAACACUGCAAACAAUUCUUAAUAUAUAAUGGAAAAACACCCAAUCUGGCAACGCAUCAAAACAGAAAACAGUAUGGAGGAGGCGGCAGAAGCGGCAUGUAGUUCUAGCCUACAGACAAGACAAAACUCAACAAACCAGUCGUAUGAUCGUUUAAACGAGUUAAAAUAAUGAUAAAAUAUUUGUGGCAACUGUGGCAAUCAUUUUUCAAAAUAAUAGCUUAAAGCAACAUGUGGGAAAAAAGGAAUGAAUUAGUUCAUUUUUGGAACAGUGAGCUUAGUUCAAAAUUUUGAAUUAUGAACUAUGAACUGAACUAGUUCAUGUAGAAAAUUUAUCAACUGAACUUUGAACUUGUUCAUGUAGAAAAUGAACUUUCCCAGCACUAAUUGGAGAUAUCCGUUGGGUAAAUUCCACUUCUUGUUCUGCACAGAAUACAAUAAGAUGUGGAGAUUUCACCGGCUGGAAAAGUUACUAGUUAGCUCACUGCUGUCUACAUUCUGUCCUCAUGUCACCGUUUCUGUGCAAAUGACCCGUCAACCAUCCAGUCUCUGGUCUUCCUGGUAUGUGUCCAGUGGUGGACAUGACCUUUGACCCGCAGUCUGAGCCAGCAGCAGAGCUCUCCAGAGAAUCUGAGGCAGCCGUCCCCGCAGGCUGAGAGUGUUCCCGUCUGACAGACAGGAAUGAUAAGAGUCGCCAGGCAGCACGUUCCCAAUCACCACGCAGACAAAUCCUGCAGUUAAACACAAGGUCACGCCGAAAACAGGCUCCACACUCAGUCUGCGUGUUUGACCGGUCCAAUGAUCCAACACACCAUGUCUCUGCUGGUUAAUUCUGAAGCUUUAACAACACGGUGAAAGUGAAACAUAAGAAAUCAUCUUUAACAACCUGCAGUGGGAUUCCCUUCCUUUGAAUUAAUAAAAAAAAUACUUUAACAGAUGAAAUCUUUACUCGUUUUCCAGCAGAUCACCAAGUCUUCCUGAUUAGAGUCACUAAGUCUAAAAUCUAGAUAACACUGAUCAUAAGAUGACCCUGCCUUUUUGGAUAAAUAUACUUUAUGAACUUUGUAUUUUUGAAAACCUUUCUAACUUAUGUCCAGCAAUAAAAGACAAAAAAAACUAAAAAGACACAUGGAGAUGGAAAAGCUGUUUCCUGUGCAGGUGAAGGGGUGAAAUCACUCAAAAACCCACUGUGACAAAGACUCUUGCUAUCUCCUUCACUAAUAGGCUGAUAGGUGAAAUUCACACGCUGACAGAGAUAACACCUGUGCCGUGUCUGUUUCUCCACUUUCUCCCUUCUCCUCGUCUGACAGGCGAGUUGUUUACGUGACAAAUUGCUCCUUGGACAAACUGGGUAGCAAACAUUUUUGAGCUGCCAGUCAGUUUGACGGACAGCUGAGGAAAGCAGCGGACAGUUUGCGAGUUCGUGUGAAGUAUGCAGAGAGAAAGUGCACACAUAGCUGAGGAGUCCCCCUAACACACACACACACACUUAGAGAGCAAGGCUAGCAGUGACCUGAGUGUGUGAGGGUGUAGAUGAGUGUCUCAGGGUGUGUACAUGUAGUGAAGUAUUUGAGUUUAAUAUAGACGUCUGCUUUUUCAAAUAGGCUUUGUGGAUACAUUUCACCUAUGGCGCUGGUAGGUAAGAGAAAAUGUAUAAUGAGCAGGUUGUAACUGCUGACUAAACCUCCAACAGGGUGAGACAAGAACCUCAACAUGAAGCAAAGUUUUUCAUGGUCUCAAAAGGUCAUUGGAAAUCAGACGUUCAAUCAAUCAAAAGUUUUAUGGGAACUUGAAAAACUAUCUCAAGAUCUUACUGAAGUUUCUUUAGAUCUUGCAAAAGUUUUAAAGGUCCUCUCAAAAGUUUUUGGGAGCUUUCCAAAUUUUGGCAUUUGUAAAAAGUUUUUGUGAUCUUGCAAAAAGUUUCUUGCCAUCUCACUUAAAUUCCUCAGGAUUUUGCAAAAGUUUUCUGGGAUUUUACAUUUUCAAACAAGCAGAUUUUUUUCCUGUGAAAUCAGGGGGAAAAACUUUAAGACAUUUCAGUUUGCACCAAAUGGAUAAAUAUAUAACAGAAAUUGCAGGAUCUUGCACGUGUUGCUCACAUUGCAAUAAAUGUCCCUCAGUUUCUAACACAAUCUUGCAAAAGCUUCUGAUAAUCUUGCAAAUAUUUUUGGAAACUCUGGCAAAAGUUAUUCCAAUCCUUUCAGAUUCUUUCUUCUUUUAAUUUCUUAUAAAACUUUCUGAUAAUAUUGCCAAAACAAUCAUCAGGAUCUUUCUUUUUUUUUCCAUCUAGAAAAGUUAAGAUCUUACGCCGUUGGUAAUAGUUGUGCACAAUUUCACAAGUUUUCCAUUUUUGUGAGUUCCCUUGGAUCUUGCAAACUUUUUUGGCGACUGGAACAAAUUUCUUAAAAUCUCAUAAACGUGAGUUUAACAGGAUCUAAGUUUCUUUGAAUCCUACAUAUAGCUAAGUUCAUUUUUUUACACCACAAAAUUUUCUCAGUAUCUCACCAAAGUCUUUCACGGUCUUGCAACAGUUUUUCUGGGAUUUUACAAAAUUUUCAUACAACCAAAAUUUUUUUUUUACAUGGAAUCUGGGGGAAAAAAAAUAAAUUUAUCUGGCUUUUACCAAAAUUUAAAAACCUUGCAAAAUGAUUUUCAGAUUUCACCAAAUUAAUAAAAAUCUUACAGAAAUUGUUAAAUCUUACAAGUGUUGUUCACAAUGUUACAACAAGUUUGUAAAUAUCUUACAGACAUUUCCAUCAUUAUGCCAAGAUCAUCAAAAUCUUCCUUGUUUUUGCCAUCUAGGAAAGUUUGGAUCUUGCACAGUUGCUAAUUAUCUUGCAGAAUCAUUUUAGGGUCUAGUACUAUCUUUCUCUGCUUUUUAUUGGCUGUCCUGGGAAUUUGCAACAUUUUUUGACAUCUGGUAAAAGUUACAUUUUUUGGCACAUCAAAAUUUUCCCAGGAUCUCAAAAUACUCACGUUUGCAGUGGUUUUCAACAUCUGGGAAAGUUACUUUUGAUCUUGCACAAGUUUCUUGAGAUUUUGAAAAAUGUUAAGAUCUUGCAAAUUUCCUUAAGAUCUUGAAACUAUAACUAACAAUCUUGCAAAACUUUUAGUAUCUCUGGCAAUGGCUACUAGGAUCUGGAAAAGUUCCUCAGUGUCUUGUAAACAUCUCUUACAAAUCUGCUCAAGUUUUAGGAUCUCUGACAAAAGUUACUCAGUUCCAAACAGUUCCAAGAAUCUUAUAAAAGUUCAGGAUUAAGCCAAAGUUUGUUUUUGUGUCGUUUAUUUGUCUUUGAGGGAUUAUAAAUUUGAAUAUCUUCAGUAGAGUCUAUGAGAUUAAAACUGCUUUAGAGUUCUGUCACCUCGAGUGUUAUACUCUUGGAAUGAAUUAUUCAUUGCUGCUGUCCUAACUGUAGCGUUCUGCGAGUUCCAAAUCAAAGUUAAAAGGUUAUUUCUAUCUGUAGGGAUAGUAACCAAGCAGCCAUGUUCGUUUGGAAUAAGAGUGCGCUGGUUAUUAAUAUUUUAUGACACAUCCAAGAGUCUGAUGCAUAAGAAGAGCUGCAGACCAAAAGAUGAUUCAGAAAGAACAACAUGUUGACAUUUUCUCCAACAUCACGGAGAAAAAAAGAUAACAACAGAGAGUGAGAAAAAUGACUGCAGGCUUCUGCUUUACUGUAUUCUAGCUGUGCCAACUGUGUGCUUAUCUGCGGAAAGGUGAUAAAACAGACGGUUCAAGUGGGCUGAGGUAAACGUGUGGAUGAAAUCACUCCAGACUUUGUUGUUUUUUCUCAAUGAACUUUAUGGUUGUUGCAGUUUUUGGUCUCUUUACAUAGAUUUUAGAUCCAGAUGUCAAAACAUGAUACCACAUCUAAGUAAUAAUAAUCAGUCACUGUUGUAAUCACUGGCAGCCACUCCGAGUCCAGCAUCAUUUCUCUACAGCCUUCCCUGCUGCCCUUCACUCCCCCUCGUCUCCCGGCUCGUGUGGAGCCUGUGAGUCGUUCAGCCUGCGAUCACGGCGCUGCUCCUCGACUCAGUGGACAGGCAGCCGGUGACAUCAUAGUUUACUGGGGAUGUGUGUCUGCUGGGGGGGGGGAAGGAGCCAGAGACUGACACCUCUGGUCACUGUGACACAAAAACUGUCUCACCCACUGAGUACACUCUGAGUCACAACGAGCCGUGAUAAAGCUGUGUGUUGGUUCUGAUCCGAACGGUGUGUCUGCCAGAUGACUAAGUCUUUGGGUUUUAUUCAAACUAUCUAAAAUACACGGAAGUGACGCUUAAUGGACAUAGAACAUUAGAGCAGGUACGACAGUAUUAAAGUCCUACAGCAGACACAAACAAAGAAAACUGUCAAGGUUAAUCAAUUAUACUUCCUAAAGACCCACUCCGAUGAAAAUCAUGUUUUUGCUUGUUGUCUACAUGUUCAUAAUGGCAUUUUUCUGAUGCUACAGGACAUAUCAUGAGAAAAAUAAGUGCAAAAUUGCAUUUCUGAUGUAUUUCGACAUUCAAAUCAAUGUGAAUCUCUGGCAGAUUCAGACCAUAGACUGUAUAUACUAUGGACAACUUGGUCCCGCCUUCCACCAGUUUAUGGAUUUGAGGCCGAAAAGCUCUCGGUAUUUCCGCGAUUUUUCGCCAAUUCCCAAAUUCAAAAUUGUGCAGUAGCUUUGUACGCAUUCUGUGGGAGAGUCACCGAGAGUCACUGGGAUGACGCUCAGCUGAAACAGUGUAUCCUCCGGGUGAGCUACGCAAUCUUCAUACAUCCAUAGGUUGUAUCAAGUUUUAAUCAUAGAAAACAUGAACCCCCUAAUAACUUUUAAAAAUGGAGUUGUAGAAAAAGUGGACUUGAGCACAAACCAGUCUUACAGUAACUACAUGUCAACAUCGCAACCAGGGGGGAGAAAAAAUUUAUAUUCUGUGUAAUAAAUUUCUAAAGUUUGUCCACAGCUCCAUAGGGAUUGCUGGAGGAGGCGGGAUUUAUGACCUAUACUGCAGCCCGUCACCAGAGGGUGCUGUUCUGAGGGUGGCUUCACCCAGUGAGGAGGCAGACGAAGUCCAUUCUAUAUACGGUCUAUGGUCUUAGACACAGUGAGAUUUCCUACGUAGCAAAUCCAAGCUCCGCCCCCGGAGCCCCACUAUGCAGGCCAGACUCAGAAAAGUAGAGAGUAGUGUGUGCAUUAGUUGAUUGAAAUGCUCGUAAGAAAGCUAACUAUGAUAUUAGCUUUCAUCAUGUCCCCAAAGACAGCUUCUAUGUUACCUGCUUCUUCUACUACACCGGCAAUGUUAGUCUACAAGGUAGCAUGAAGAGGAGUGUGCAGAGCAGCGCUGUCUCCGCCCACGACUCAGAGGCAAACUGCUAAUAAGCUACUGGAGCUCUGCAGAAGAAAAACCCUUGAAAAUGACAGGUAAUGUGAUUUUGGCUAAAAUGUUCAUAAUCUCACUGAGAACACUUUUUUUUACCAAGUAGGAAAAAAAAAGAUAAGAUAAAUUUACCAUCACUCUUGUACACCUUGUGCACUAAAGUGAACUUUAUGCUGGUUCUGGUCUGGAGCUAGAGCUGCUUUAGAGUUUGUACAGCUUGCAAACCCCACAAUAAAAAUCAAGAUAAAAUUAAUUUAUGCAGGAGCUUUUAAAGAAUGCAAGAUGUGAAAUAAUUAACUAGAGAUAGAAAUACAUGAUAUAGAUGAGAGAUGGGGCCUUUUGGAUGGAGAGGUUGGUCCAGAGGGCUGAAAGCGCUGAAAACCUCGACUCCAAAUGUACCGAGUCUGGAUUUGAGGAUGGAGAGCAGGUCGGUGUCUGACAGUCGGAGGCUCCUGUAAGCGGUGUGUGGGUGAAGUAGGUCAGAGAGGUACUGAGGAGUGAGGUCCUGGAGGAGUAGUAUUUUGUACUUGCUGCAUGAUUUUAUUGGGAGUCAGUGGAGGUAGUUGAGGUUUGGGGUGAUGUCCUGCCAGGGCUUGGUCCAGGCGAUAACCCUGGCAGCUGAGUUCUGAACAUACUGGAGCCUGUCCAGUGGUUUGCUGGGUACCCUGGACAGGACUUCAUUUCAGUAAUUAAAGCAAGAACCAGUUUGCUUACUUACUGUCAAGUGCUUCAAAUGGGCCAAGUCAUGACAUCACUGAAUAUUUGUCUGGUUUCCCAGCGUGGCGUCUUCAAGCACAACAACAAUGCAGGCCUCAAGUGUCUCAUUAAAAGUGCUGCACCUAGAUCUUCAAACAAACUGGUCCUUUUUUCUGGUCUUUGUGGGUUUUUUGAAAAACAUUUUUCACCUUCUAUUUGGUAGAAAUUAGUCCUGUAAUCCUUUUGAACACAGCUGUCAAUUUUUUAGCUGGACCUCCUCAGCACUGGCCUUUUUGAAGACCUAACAUACUGUUUUUAUGAAGAUGGUUGUCACAAAUCAAACCAGCCCCUGACCUCAGGUAGUCCUUUCUUGCCCCAGGACUCCAAGGAGUUGGUGAGGGCCAGUUCUUCAGUAGUUAGAUCACAACAAUGUAUUUUACUGUUGAUUUGUGAUGAAAAUCCAGAUGAGGAGUGGGGCCCCAGGCCACUAGGGGACCCCCAAGGGUUGACGAAUCUUACUCCACAAAAAUGUCAUGAAAUAUUGCAACCUCAUUAAACACCUAGUGGUCAAAUUCAAUGACAUCUUAGACAGGGCCCCAUGUCAUCCCUGUCGCACUGCUACAUGGCCUACGUCCAUCUUUACUGAAGUGUGUCAAUCAAAGUAACGUCAAAAUCAGUCAGUGAAUCAGUGAAGUGGAGCUACUUCUCAGGGAGUGAGAAAAGAAAGAGAGGUGCACACGCUCAUAGCAAAGCUGGAUCCACUUAGUUAUGUAGUAAUAAUGAUAAUUGUUUUUAAAAAGUUUCUGUUUCUGACCUCUUUUGUUGGUUUCAGAUAAUUUAUCAGAGGGGCCCCUUCAGAAUUUUCGCUUAGGGCCCAAGCUCACUCAAGAAUUAGAUUUUUGGCCUGAUUGAUGAUUUCAUUCUGUACCAGAGAGUUACUACAAACCAAACAAACAGGCUAACACUCUGAUCUCUAAUCUUGACAUUAGAAUAGUUUGUGGAAGAACUGUACUUUCUAAAGAAUAAAUCCACAGCUGAAGCCCUGAGCAGACAGUGUGGACACGGUGACCGUACACAGAGAGAUAAUCACACCAUAGAAGAGCGGUUUGUGUAUGAAGCUGUCUAUAAUGAAAUAAAGCUCAGUUGGGUGAAAGAGUUUGAAAGAAUUCUUCAGAUAUCUUAGUGAGAGUUGACAAAAUGUGUUGAGUCAUUGAUGAGAGCAGUUUCAGUUCUGAAUAAUGUUUACAAAGUCUGAGCUAAGGUUUUAUCAUGGAAACAAAUAUUUCAUCUGUGGACAUUUAUUAGAAAUGACCAAAGCUGUUUCAAGCCUUAAAGGUAGGGUUGGUAACCACGGCAAAACUAACAUGAAAUUUAAUGAAGCAUCUCCUCAAGACUUCGUCUCUGCUCUUUCCCCUCCUAUUGUAGCUCUUCCAAAACAACGCUCCCGCUCACACGCACGAGCAUUGUUGUCUGCCGAUUCACAACUACAGACUCAAAACUUUGAGACUUCAGAUUUGGAUGUCUUUGUACAGCAGGGACAAAGACGGUCAUGUUAGCAUCAGGAUGAUCACAUAACGAGCAACAUGGCUAAAUACUUGAUCAAGAUUAAAAAUUGCCCUGAGACAAACCAUCAACAUACCUUUCCAACAGAAAAUGAGCAACCAUGGCAUCACUUUUAAAGUUCUUGACCUCUUUCAGGUCGCUGUCCCAAUGUUGACUCUCGUUUUCGGCCUUGCUUUCUCCAAACUCUGUCUUGCUUUGGCCCUCUCUGCUUCCUUCUUACUUCUUGCUCUUUUUUUUGCAGGAGGAGCUGUCACCAUGGAUCUGGGCAUAGGUAGUUUCUCUGGUAUAGGUAGCUGUAUCCCUCUCAGCUCAGCUACGUACAUCGAAUGUGAUGUACGUAGAUGUGAGAAGAUCAUAAGUGUCCAUGGCAUGAGUAGUUUUCCCAUAUGUGAAGACUCUAUUAUUGCUAUACAACAAAUGCAAGUUUUGGAGCAUGAUAUGAAACCUUCCAGACAACUCCCUCUGCAGGAAGGACCUUGGGUAUUUCAGCAAGACAAUGAGAAACUAGAUUCUGUACGUUUAACAACAGCAUGGCUCUGUAGCAGAAGAGUUCGGGUCCUGAACUGGUCUGUAUACAGUCUUGACUUAUCACCCAUUAAAACCAUUUAGUACAUCACAAAAUGGGAAAACACAAGAGAAUUUAAUAAAGCUGUUAAAGUCUGCAAAAAAUAGAACUAAGCAGAUGAUGUUGGUUGAAAUGGUGGUUACACACAAUGAUCACAGCACACAUUUAAACCUUAUGAACGGAUGAAAAUCGAGAGAUAUGACAGCAAUGAAAAGGCGUCCAGGUGGGCCUUGAGUUUGGUUUGUGUGUUCUAGUCCUCCAUGAGGCAGACCACCUGUCCCAGUCUGCCUGCAGGGCCUGAAAACCAGCAGAACCAAUGAGGCAAAGGCAACACUUUUCCACAGUUCACAGUCUUGUUAGCUCAGUCAACAGCAUCAGCUCCGCUUUAUCCCAUCACUCUCAAUCACGACACUUUCCAAACUCGGAGAGGCUGGAGAGGUGUACUGGGGUUAACACUCACACAGACACACACAUAGACCACAAAGAUAAAACACACACUCACAUGCAGAACCCAGGGUCAACACGGACCCUCUGAGCGUCCCUGGGGUGUUAAAAGCGAGCAGCACCGUGUAGCAUUUGGUGCCCGUUUGUUGUUUCAGCUUUCUCGAUCCAGGGAAGAAGAAAGAAACGUUUGUCCAACCAAAUUACCUAUCGCAGGAAAAAUAAUACGAGACGCAACGUAGCGAGUCAACGGGCUGGCGCGAUGACGGCGUUAUUUCUUACUGACAGGUCGCAAAAAGUCAGGCCUCUCAGCGUCCUGCGGCAUGCAGAUAGCACAUGUAGCUCAGUGUUUGGUUUGAACGCGGUGCGGCAGAAAAUGUCACCUCUGAUGAAUGCUCUCAGCUCUGAUAAGACGUACAACUCUCGUAGGAAACACGUGCACACUCACACAGAUAAACACACACACAACCACACACACACACACACACAGACGUAGUUCUAUAAAUAAGUCCUUGGUCCUGCGGGUCAAAUGGAGUCCAGCCCAGCAGAUACCAGCUCUGUACCCGGGGAUGUCUGCUCUCUAUCUGUCAAACACUGACCCCAGUUCAGAUCACACUGCUGAGGAAUCUCAGUUAAAGUACUUUCUAAACCAGAUCUCAAACCGACCUGGGACCAGCGUCUGGAGCGGCUGUUUUGACGUCAUUAGUCCAAGAAGGGGUGGUUAGGGUGGGGUCAUACCAACAAAAACACAGCUCUGCUCGGUGUUCAUUGAGAGAAAGAAUGUUCUGGCUGACAGGCUGUUUCAGUCAGGCUGUUUGGGAAUGUUGGACCAGCUCUGGAGAUCCUAAUAGAAAAAUAUUUGGACUUUCCUUCUGCCCUCAGUUAGUCCUGUAGUGACGCUGUAGUGGGCAUGUAUCUCUGUGGAUCAUGAUGCAGAUCUUGUAUGCCAUACACUCUUUCUCUUAACUUUGCCGUGUUUCCACCAUAGACUGUAUAUACUAUGGACAACUUGGCUCCACCUUGCGUCAUUACACGAAUUUGAAACCGAAUUGCCCUCAGUAUUUCCGGGAUUUUAACCACUUCCUGGAACCACCACUUGUGCAGUAGCAUUGUACGAAUUCUUCAUACGCCCAUAGGCUGUAUCAAUUGUCAAUCAGAGAAAACAUGAACCACUGAAUAACUUUUAAAGCGCUCUGCAAAGAUGGUAAACACAGGGCCAGAUUCCCAGUUUGUCGUCGAUCCUGGUUUCCACCUGGAUUUACCAGUCCAGAAUAACCCUUUUAGCAUCAGGUACUACCAUAUUUUGGAAGCUAACCAGUUUCUUGACAGAUAUCCACUUCCACUCACGUCAACGCCAUGGUAUGCUCCGGUUAUGUUGCUGGGCAACGCGCCCAGAGUGCCGUCCCAGCACGACAAGUUCCCAAUAGUAAAAGUGUGACACGGGAAAGGCAGUUUGUUUUUAUCUGUGGUGCAUUCAAGUGCAGACUUGAGUUGUCUCCACACUCCUCACAAUCAACUUGGAGUCAAUCCACGGUUGACAAGUCCAGUGCUGUAGAGAUGAUUGACAACUGAGAGCGGUGACUGAGCUUGGCUUUUCCUUUUGAAUCUUCGUCUGCUAUCAUUUCUGCUUUCUUAGAAAAAUUAAUGGUUGAGUGUUCCUAUUAGGAAACAAAGACAGAGGAAUUUCCUUCUCAAACAAGACUCCUGUGUUACUAAAUCUAUUCAGGGUUAGGGUUGGAUUUAUGAUAGAUAAUAGAUUAUCGAGUUAUUUCCACUUAUAUUAAGUAAUUCGAUUUAAAUUUCACACAUUUCAACUUCAUUGGUUUCUCCUUAUAACCCCGUCAAGCUUGAUGAACCUGCCUGGCACUGAUGCUGUUUCUUCUACAAUGGGCCUUUCAUUCGAUGUGUUAGCCGCACACACAGACAGACAGACACACACACACACACACACACAGACACACACAUUAACAACAACAAAGUAGAUUCUGGGUUAUUAAAUUUCUGAUCGAGAAGUUUUGGGAAUGCCUCUAAAGCCUUCGAUAAUAGGAAGGAGUUAAAGUUAAGCUGGGGAGAUGCAAGCCCGUCUCUGCAGCUCCUGAAGCAUCACACACACACUUAAACGCACACUUAAACACACACACACCAGCGUGGCCACCUUCCAACGCCUGCAGACGGCAGCGGAGGCGAAGUCAAUUGCCGAAACCUAAACAACGACAAGAACACAAAACAGCGUCUCCCUGUGCUUUCAGUUUUCCAUGAUUUGGAGACAGUCUCUCCCUCUCUCUCUCUCUCUCUCUCUCUCUCUCUCUCUCUCUCCUCUCUCUCUCUCUCUCUCUCUUCCUCUCUCUCACUCAUGUUUUGGGAUUCCUCCUGGAUCGUUUGCAGCGCCGGCUUCUCUCAAACACGCUGACAUUUCCAGCCCGGCGGCAGACGUGCGCCGCUUGGACCCGCCGAGGCCCCUGAGGAGAGAACAGAGAGUGAAGGUGACAGAACAAAAAAGCAGAUAAAGAUAAAGACAGAAAGAGAGAAAGAGAGAGAGCAAAAAGAAAGAUGAGGCGGUUGGCUCGGCUAGUCUUUCUGUCACUUCUGGUUUGGAUUGGUCUCUCUCCCUCUGGAACUUUGUCUUUAUAAACCUCAGCUCAGACAAAGGGAAGAACCCUCUCCACACCUCACUCUUGACUUCCUCUUCCUCUACAUCAUACCUUCUUUCUUUUCCUCCAUCCUUUGAUAAUCUCUACACUUUAGACACUUUGUUUUCGUUCCAUACUCUCCACUUUUCAUUCCUUUCACAUGCUGGUCGUGAGAAACCUCCGUUUUCUGAUAAGACCGAUCGUGUUCUGAUAAAGAGCUGAAUCACUCUCGUCUCUUUCUGUCGACUAAUCCAGCCCCCGUCAUCUGACCUCAUUUCAGCCUGUUUACUUCCUACAUUUUCACAGUGAAGCUAAAUGAUGGUGAUGACUUGUAAAAGCAAAACUUCAGGCUCACUUGAACUAUUUAAAACACAUCAAGAGAACAGGCUGCAUGCUGGAGAACUGAAUUACAGUCAAAAGGCCGUUCAGCAUGUUGACACGGCAGCCAUUUUUCUCAGAUGUCGAGCACAGGUCACGGAGUUCAGUCGCCUUUAUAAUGCUGCCAUGCUCGGUCCAAAGCGCCAUUUCAAAUUCACUCAAGAAACAGAAAGACUGCUGGAUUUAGCAGCAUCCCUCUGGGUCGAAAAGGAAAUUUACAGUUAAAAGUCAUUUGGACAUUGGCCAGUUUUUAGGGUUAACAACCCUUUAGCCAACACAUUUUUCUGGCUGUUUUCAUGGGUUGCACGUUAAACAAGAGACGACCCAAUAGUAACAAGCUGACAGGGGACAUGUUUCAACUUACAGUAGCAGAGGCAGACAUGCUUUUGUCAAGAGUUUUAUUCUUGCCCAGAGCAUGUAAGAGUCAUCCAGUUAAGUCACCUAGUUGAGCUACACACAAAAAAAUGCUGGCUUAUUUUUUCAACCCAACCACUGGGUUGAGCCUUGGGUUAUUUUUAUGGAGUUGGGUGUUCUGAGUGCCCAAUUGGCAAGGUUUUUUAUGUUGGGAACAGAGUUAUUAGCUGUUGGGUUGUAACUUCUAUACAGUUUUGUUGGUUUAUUGUAAACUACCCAACACAUUGGGUUGACAUUCAGGCAUUUGAAACCAAGCACCACCCACUCACCAGAUUGAUGCCACAACUGCUGACGCGAGGAGACGUACAAAGCAAGGUUUGUUACAUUCCCACUAUUGCUUUACCAUAUAGAUGACUCAAUAUUAUUAUAUAAACCAUCAUUUUGUUCUUAAGAUGUAAGUUUGUGAAGCACUGUUGUGUACCAGCUUCUGCCUUCAGGAAUCGAUUGGUAGAUGAGCAAGCAAGUGGUGAGCCAACGUUAGAAGCAUAAAGUACAUUGCCUCAAACGUAGCAAGGUAACAUGUUAGCUGAUGAUUGGUGUGGUCAGAAAUAUUGAACUACUGCUUCAAUGGACUCACUGUCUUGAUGUUUCAGGUUGAUACGAACAAUCAAUGAAUGACUUUGUGAUGUGGAGUGGAGUGGAUGCAAGAUACAACCCCCUACCAAUCAAGAAUCGAUUGGUAGGUGAGCAAGCUAAUGGUUAGCCAAGGUUAGUAGCAUAAGCAGGUAACAUAGGAGCUAUUCAGCUCUUUGACCCUUUUGUCUUUAGAGGCAUGAUGAAAGUUAAUAUCGUAAUUAGCUUUCUUAAGAACAUUACAAUCCACUAACGCACACACUUGCUCCGUGAUUGCUCCAUGAUAAUUGCACCUUAACUAAAAAGAAAUUGUUUUAUCCGAUUACUACUUGAUUAAUCGAUGGAGUAUUCAGUAGAAUACUUGAUUACUAAAAUAUUCCACAGCUGCAGCCCUAUCAGCAACCACAUUAUGUGAAUAAAGACUCAACUUUUACCCAUGUGAGAGUCCAGGGGUGGGCUGAUUUGUGCAAAGGUAGCGUGUUUCUAUCUUGGAGGAGCAGAAAGCUUUUGUGCCCUGAUCUGAAGCCAAUGGCACAGUGCUUGCUUUCCUGAUAUUUACAGAGAUUUUAAGACUUUGAUGAGAUGAUGGUACUACGGCCACUAGAGUUCACAAUACACAUUUCUCUGCUUGUUACAAACAGAGGUGUACAGUGGUGCUCCUGCUCAUAAGGAAACAUUUUUCCCCUUGAUACAGUGAAACUGAGUGUUUAUUGGGACAGAGGGGCUGGAGACCCUUGACUCCAAACACCACAAUACAUUAAUAUGCUGUUCUCAGAAAGCUGUGAUGAGAAAACCCUCAUCACCAUCCCCUCACAAAACAGCUUCCCUGCAAUCACCUGCAGGGGGCCAAAUACUUUGGAUUGAGACCAUCCCAAAGCUCUCCAUCAUUAAUGUACGCAAGAAACCGACUCACGCACAACUAAAAGAUAUUUUUGAACAAAAACUUUACAAAACAAAAAAAAUGAAAUUAUCAAAACAGUCUUGUCUUUUGUCACUUUUUAAUAUCUGAAAGGAUGAGGACCCAGAGUUGGAUCCUGCUUGUGUGUCAUACAGGGGGUCUGCUGGGGCCCUCCAGUUCUGCGGCACAGUGAUACUGGUUCAUUGUUUUAUGGUAUUAUUGGAUGACCGUGUUUCGCUGAGAUCCACCAGCACAGGGACAGACAGCAGAGAGGAGAACGACUAUCAGAGACAGAGAAGAAAGAGAGCUCUCAGACUGACAACAUACAGCUGCUGCUGCUACUGGGGGAGGCCUCUGUGUCUGCUGUUUUACUAACUUGCACACACACUCAGACACACACACACAGGGAGUCUCACUCGUACAUGCAUGCAGGCACAUACACGAACACACCAAGACCUCUAGGACCCCCCACCCAUAUCCUGUGCACCUCUGACCCGACAACCUCAUCUCGUGUCGUCAAACAAACUUCUUACCCGUCUCAUCCCCUCCUCCACCUCCAAGUACUUCAGCACACACACAGUCCUCACUAAAAGUCCUCCUGUCCAUCUUCUCCUCCUGAUACCUGUACCUUUGUCUUUUUCUCCUCUAAUCCCCCCAUAUGCAUGACGGAUUAAACUGUUAAGGAGCCUGGGGCAGAGAUUUGCUGCUCAGCCCCAGUUGACCCCCCAACACUGAGUACACAUUACAUCAAACUACACACAGAAACCACCUCCGCUGGAGUCCACAGGCUCUGUGAGUGUGUCGGUCCACAUGUGCUAAGAGGUUCAAGACUAACUGUGGAGAUUAAUACAUUUCUGAUUAUCAGUAGAUAUAAAGAAACUAGAAAACGACUGUCCUGCACUUAUCAAACAUCUGUAUUUUCUUAUCCCAGCUGUUUUAAGAACGGAUUCGUUUUCUACUUUUACAUUAACUGUCUACGUGGUCUCACUUUUGAUAGUAAUGCAAGUGGCCUGGUGAAGAACCUGCUGCACUGAGAUAUUUUUAUGAAAAGGAUACAGUAUAAGUCUCAACUCAAAAGAUGAAGGGAGCUUUUACACCUACAUCGUUUGGUCCAAACUUUCAGACUUUUUGUUUAGUCCGAACCAAAAUGAUAGGUCUGAAACCUCCCCAGGACCUUGCUCCGGACCAAUCAGCCGGACCUUGGUCCAACCAAAAGAGGUGAAAGGUUUGGACCUUCGUACCAAAGACAAUGACGUAAGGAGUAGAAGUAUCCGUUAUUAUGUUGAAUGAAGAUUUUUCCAAAAACGAGAAAUGUUAUAAUAUUGUGCAUAAAGUCAAACCUCAAUAUUGACAUCUUAUCUUUUCAAGAGUUUUGCGACACACACUACUCUCCCGAGCCGGUGUUGCAAUGACUCGCAGGAUUGCAUCCUUUCUUUUCCUUUCCUGUCGUUAAGUUGUUGUCUAAAAUGAUCAAAUUCAUGAGACUUCCUCGGACCAGCCUCAUGUACAGCUCUUCAAGUUGUCCCUGCUGGAGGUAGAAAUUUUAAAAAAUAGUGAGAUGGUGGGAAUAAUGAUUUCUUUAAUGUUUACGCCAUUCAAGACCUGCGCUUUUUAAUGUGUUGACAUUAGACUCCUGCCAACCUAAUGACCAAUAAUUGUAAACUACAGAGACAUACAAAGCACGUAGUUGAUGGUGAUUUCAUGUAGGUUCAUCAUGUAGAGUCUGUUAGUCCGUUUAAUGAUAGUGUGAAAUGUAAACAGACAGAAACAAAUGUAAACAAUGUAACAAAAUCACGGACCAUGGUUCUGACCUUGGUUUGGACUUUUAGGUGUGAAAACACCCUAAAGCAGGCAGCAGUGGCAUGCUUAUGGGUGGAGCGGUUAGGUGCGUAGGCCACCGCUGCCCCCCACAUGUACGAAGUAGAUAAAACUUUAUAAAAUAUUUCCUCUCGUGCCCUCAAGAAAAAUUCCAGUGAGUAACAAAAAAGUGGCGUCUGGAUGCUCUUCUUAGUGGUUAAGAUCUAAUGAAGUGGCUUCUUAAAUCCCCCUCCAUGAUUGAAAUGUGAUAAGGCGUCGUAUUGGGAACCAAACCUGACCAUAGCGCAGUAAAAGUAACUUGUCAUACAACGCCUGUGAGUGAAGUUUCAUAUAAGAAGUUUUCAUGUUUUCUUUUUACAUGAUGAAACUUCCACUGCAAGUUGUUGCAUAAAUAUUUACCUGAAUGCAGGUAGUAAAGUAACAGAGACUGAAAUUUCCUGAGAGAGCUGAACCCUCCGACUAUUACUAGCACCAUAAUGUGUUAAAAUUAAACUGUGGGUUUCAGUGGUUUAAAAGCUAUUCCUGUUCUGUGACCUCCAGGCCAUCAAUCCUCCAAGUUGCUUAUCGAGGCUGAAACUAGUCUUGUUGUUUCUGCUUUAUGUUUACAGAAUUCCAGUGAGAGAUAGAAACAAUUAAAACUUACAAAAUGGUCUUAAAAUGCUGUUUAAGCAAAGCUUUCUUACUCAUGAGUUUCUUUGUUGUGGUGCCUCGAAUCAUUCAGCAGGGGCCCUUUUAUUCUCAGUGGCCCCUGUCCCUCUAACAGCUUGGUUACGCCACUGCCAGGCAGAGUGGACUGCCAAGGGAUUUGUAAUACGAGAGAUGAAUGAGGUAAAACUUUUGAUUUCGUGCAGUAAAACAGCUGAAAACAUGGUCCACAGUCAGCUCACUGGGGUCCAGCACAUGUUGUAUUAAUAUAAGAUCAGACAGCACAUGCUGGUACACUUCCUCCUCUGACACUUUGUCAGGCAGAUGGCCGAGGGGACAGCUGGAUUAGAGGAUGGCAUAAGAACAAAAAUAUUCAAAGCAUUUCAGAUACGUGACUGCUCCUCUCUGCAGCUACUGGUGCAUCAUUUAUUGGAACUGAUGCAAAGCCGAGCUUGAUAAAAAUAAAUCAAAUUCCAGACACAUCAUGUGCAGCGAGUAUUUGUAAAUCCUUUGCAGACUUCGGACAUCAUUUUCAUGGUAUUUUGUGCAGUUUUCAACUAGUUACAUCUGCUUUCUUUAAAACACCAGAAAUCACACAAAAACUAACAGUCGCGCUAUGAUCUAGAUGUCUGCACAGCUGGCCAAUAAACACACUGAGCUUAGUAGCAUUGAGAAACAUGUGUUUUUAACAUGCUCUAUGCAGAGGCAAGAGACUGAUGGCGCUCAGAGGAGCAUAAUGUUAAAUAAAGCAGAGUAUUGGGGUGUGACUAUCACACCCCGCUGCACAGUUAGUGUAUAUACUGCAGAAAUAUGCACUUGAAUCUGCCUGAAUGGUAAAUGAGCCCCCUCUCUGUCUUUUCUUUGUCUCACACACACACACACACACACACACACACGCACACACAUGUGCAGCUCGAGACAGUUCAGAUGAGACUUGUCACGUCCGUUGACAUUAGGCCCAAUUAAAGGGGAGGAUUAAGCCAGGGCUGUGUGACCUCAAUAGGAAUCUCUAUGAGACGCUGUGUGUAUGCUGUCAAACCCUCUGACAGACCUUCCCUUUAAGCACUUUCACCUGCUAAUUAAGACAUUACAUGUGUAUGCGUGUAUAUGUGUGUGUGUUAAAGUACAUAUGUGCACCUUCUGUGUUCAGUCCUCUUACAUUCAGGACAAAUGCACCCCCGAAUGACAGCGAUAAAUUCGCAGCCGGAGCAGCUUCUGUGUAAAUAUUUGACUCCUGCAUUGUGCGACUUUUUGGAGCUCAGCUCGGCAAACGUCAUCACAAACAUACAUGCCACGCCAUUCGUUACAUUAAAUUAUUCUAUGUUAUGACGUGUGCAUCUCGCUGCUGUGCGCGGAGGCUCUUCAGCAACAAAAGGCGAGCAGUGUUUAUGGUGCGAGGAGAUUAAAAUGGAUAGCACAGAGGCAGAAGCAGUGAGCUGUUUCUGGACGGAGCUCUCGGUGACUGAUUAGUGCAGUUUUUUUACACACUGUGCAGGAAAGGCAAUGUGGUAAUGACACUCUGCUUUUUAGGAUUCUUUGUAUUUACAGUAGCUAGCUUUAACAGAACAAGAAAGGAAGUUGGAGGAUAUUUUAAGGUGUUAAUGACUGGGGACAAAGUGUAGCCGGAGAUGUGGCUCAUGAGGACGAACAAAAAAGAUUUAUAAAAAGACAGAAGAGCAGCAUCGGGACCAAAUUUAAGGAGGAAUAUGAGGACUUAGAAGGAGUGCUGCAACAAAUCAAAAGGAUUUAAUAUUGUCUUGAUGCAAAUUUUUUAGCUACAACAUAAAUAUUUCAGUUUUUCAAAGAUGAGCAGUCACAGCUGGAGCUCAAGAGGUUAAACAGCUUAAGAAUUUCCCCUUCGACCUAUGAGACAGUAUCAAGUUUAAAGGUCCUGUAAGGAGUUUUUUGACAUUAAAGGAAUAGACUCAAACUCAUGUUGACUUUAUUUUACAUUGAAUAUGCGCAUCAAAAUAUACAUUUGACCUUCAUAAGUUUGUCCUAGACACUGCUGAAGCAAGUAGAAGACUUAAAAGUGAGGACUGCUUUAUCCACAGGGGCGCCAAGAUGUACAUAAAAAGAAAGUUCCUCUCAGGAGCUGUAAUUCUGUUUCUCAAAAUAAUAUUAUCUAAAAAAGUAGCUUAUAUUUAAAAUAAAGAAGUCAACUCCAGAUAUGACUGCAUUGGCUAUGUACGUUGAUGUUAUCAUAAUUACAUUUCUGCUAUGGAAAAACUAACGCUAGCUGUUUUGUUAGCCUGCAGGUUGUCAAUAUGUCUGACACCUACCCCCACCAGUGGUCUUAGAUGCAACAUUUAAAUAAACAUAAAUGAUCAGUCUAAUUACCAGUGGUCUUAAUUGCUUUUUGAGGUCCUAAAGAGAUAUUCAUCAUAAUAUACGCAUGUCUUGUAACCAGAUCAAAACACUCAGAAGAGCUUUAAAACUUUGUAUUUUUGGAUGCAGGUUUGAACCCCCCUCUCUACCCACACACACCGUGCCCUUUUGUGUGAUCAUUCGUCAUCAGUGUAGCUGAGGCGAAACGUGAGCUCUGGAGUCAAACCUGAAAUCACUCCAUUAAAAACAAACGAUCUUCCCAAGAGUAUCUAAAAACAGCGUAACAUUUUCUGAAAAUACCCCAUCAUUUUUCUUAGCAUGCGAGCAACAGUGUGCCAGGUUCAACUCGAGUUCAAGUCUAAAUAUAAGGUCUUUUAUUCUUUCUUUGACAUAUAAUUUUGCAUUAAAGCUCUGUUGUAAAAUAAAUUCAGCAAGAAAAGACAAUGACUGCUUCUCCUUGAUCUGGACUUUAGAUUGAUUGUUGCUCUCCGAAGUGUUUUCACUGAGACCUCCUAAACUUAUCACCAAUGAUCAUGUAUAAUCUGUGUUGGAUCUGUACUGAAAAGGAAAAAAAAGGAUGAUUAAAAGAUUUAAGUUGGUUUACAUGCACAGUAAAGUUAUGCUAUGAUUAAAGCUCAUUUAGGUGAUUUUACUAGAUUACUGUACUUGUCCCGGUUUACAAACACAAGGCGGGAAUCAGCUCAUUGGUCCACUUCUGCUUCAUUAAGUGACUUUAUCAAAAGUCAUGAUAGGAGCAGAAAGCAUGAUAGCACAGAUGACUCCUCGGGCUUACCUACAAACCUGAUUUCCUUAGUUAUAACUGAGAUCAUAAAAUCCCUCAGAGGAUCACUUGUUUAUCUGCUUCUGGUGAGUCUCAGUUUCACUGUAAAUAGUUACACAGAGGCUUCACCCUGAUUUUCUUGAGUGUUACAUGACUAAAAAGGAAAUUUCAGGCGUGUUUCUUAUCGGUACAAGCUGAGAUAUAAAUAGAUAAAUAAAUCUCUUAAAGGGAUAUUCCAGUGUAAAACUAACUUAGGGUCAAACACACCAUAACACAGAGUUAGAGCCCCUCUCGAGAGAUGAAUAGCAGAGAGACAUCACCCACUCUCCUCCAUCAGCUGCUUGUUUGUGGAGGAGCCCUGAUGAGUUGAUCACCGAGUGCAGCGGAGUUUCACAGCUCAAGGAAGAACAUUUAUGAUUAUUACUUCAUGGAAAUUCAAUCAGACUGAGACGCUAAGGCAGAAGAACUACCGCAUCUGCAGUGCAAAAUGAUUCAUAUGAUGAUUAUUACUUCAAGGAAAUGAUCCACUUUUUGGUUGAGGCUUGUGCAUGGAGAUGUAGACCGCUGUGUAUUGCUAUCGUGCAGUCGUUACUGAAGUUGGUAUAACUAUAACUAGAGGGGGGUGUCUAACUCAGUGUUAUGGUGUGUUUGACCCCAACUUAAUUUUAUGCCGGAAUAUCCCUUUAACUCCAGAUCAGUAAUCUUGACAGAACAUAACAAUCUAAUAAUAAAGAUCCUUUCUGGUAUAUAAACCUUGUGACUUUGCUCUACUGCCCUUUGCACAUAGAGAGUCAGACUGGUUCAGGGACAUGAUCACUGUCCAGCCUCGCUACAUUCUCAGCUGUAACCACAGAGCACUUUAAUCAGGGUUUAGAGGGACAGUGGCUCUCUGGAACAACAGCUAUCAGACUUUAACACCUGCUGUGCAACUAAAAAAAGAACACAUACAUGAAAUUCCCUGAACAUAUCUUCCUGGUGUGUUUUUCGGUGUCCUUAAGUUGCAUUAUAUUCUGCACAGAGUUUAAAUCAAGCGUUGGAGUAAACAGAGAAACCAUAGUUGUGUCCAGCUGAUGCUGUGUACUGACAGACAUUCAGGAGUCUCUAAGCUGCAGUUGUUCGGCUCCGCCCUCCGAGCAGAGCGGGCACAGAGCUGAGUUCAACUCUGACACAUGUCGGCCUGGUAUGUGGGAGCUGGAGGAAGGGAUGGCUUGUUGAAUAAAGGCUGGAGAAUCUGUUACUACACUGCUGAUAAGAUAAACCUCCUGUUCCUCAGCUGCUGGCUGACGGCACUUUGUGUAGCACUUACUUAUGUCCAGGUUGAUGAAUUAAAACCUAAAUCAAGAGGUUAAUACAAAACAAUGUUUCCACCGUCACAUGGUGGCUGCUGUCAUGAUCAUGGCUAAAUGUAAAUUAAGUAUUUGAACACGAACAGAAAAUAUAAGCUUCAAAUAAUGCAGUAACAAACUCCACUAACCUCCCUGUCAAGUGUCUGUUUAUACAUACUGUAUAUUUCUCCAUCUGUUCAUCCAUAUAUACCUUUAUUUAUCAUUCAUCCAUCUAACUGUCCAUCCACCUAUCAAUCCAUCGGUCUAAAUGACGAUCUACAUGUUCAUCAAUCCAUUCCUUUGUCUUUCCGUCCAACCAUCUACUAGUCUCUCUAUUCGUCGGUUUCAACCAUUUCAUCAAUUGUUUUUUUUUCCUAUUCAUCCACCAUUCAAUAUCUCUACAUCAAUUCUCCUGUUCAUGUUUUAUCCAGCCAUCUAUCAGUCCACCUAUUUGUGUAAUGAGCCAGAGUUAAAACGAAAGGGAAAGGACCCAAAUGCAGACAAAAAAAAAAGGAUUUAUAUCAAAAGAACUAAAUGAAAAACAGCAACAAAAACUUCCUUCAAACGUCCAACUGAAAAAUCCCGAAGGCAAAAAAAAAAAACAAGGAGCAAAAUCCAAAAGAUCAAAAGGGCACUGGGGAAAAAUUACAGGGAGACUCACUGGGGACACAAGCAUACAAACACACAUUAACAUACAGUGAACCAACAAGGACAGAGGGGAAGACAGGGACUAUAUACACACUGGGAAACGAGCAACAGGUGAGGCAAACGAGACACAGGUGAAACUCAUGGGUGAUUAACGAGGGAGGGAAAACUAGUAAAACCAGACUAGAAACACAAGGAAUCAACUCCUACAAAAUAAAACAGUUAACAAUGAAAAAUUAUUUAUGAAAUAAAACACUGAGAACAAGAGGGAAACAGGGUCAAACACAAACUGAAAACUCACAAGACAAUAGGGAAAAUAUACAAAAUGCACUCAAAUACAACCAGAGGGAAACUAAAUAAACAGAAAAUAUUGAGACAAUUCAGCCAUUAGUUCAUCCAUUCAUGCAUUUAUUUUCCACUAGUUUUUUCAUCUAUUCAUUAAUUCACCAAAUUAGCCAUCUUUACCUCUUUCUAGACAUCUCACUAUACACUGAUCUCUCCAUUUGUCUAUCCAACCCUCUUACUAUUAAUCAGAUUUUCCAUUUGUUGGUUCAGUUUAUCCAUUGCUUCAUACUUCAUUAUCCAUUGUUCAUUCUGUAAGUUCAUCCAUCCAUCAGUUCAUGGUUUUUAAUGUAUCUAUUAAUUCAUCCUUCACUAUCAAUUCUUCAGUUUGUAUUUUUCCUGAUUGCCAACAUUCAAAGCAUCAUGUGUUGUUUGUUCUUGUACCCUUGAAUAUUCUUGAUUCCAUCUCAAAAGUAUUUUAUGCAGUUUUUUUUUUUUUUUUUUGAAGUCUUAACUUUAUUGAGGACUAAAAAAGUCAUUUUGGGUAUGUGGUUCAUACAUGUUUUUAUUAAUUUCAUUCCGCUGUCUCGGCAUGUCGUGCACUGAAAAUACAUAUGUGCUGCCAAAGUACAUAGAAAGGAAUAGUGUACGUCAAAAGAUAAAGAAAAAAUAUGUUAUGUUGAUUUAAUCACAAACGAGUUAUGUAAGAAAAUGAAAACAUCUCAUAUACACUUUCUCACAGGGAAGUUCUUAUACAUUGAUGCAAAAAAUAGCAUUCAGCAGACAAUACUUGUUGCCCUGUUUGUUCUGACAUAAAAUUGUCAGUACAAUCAGAGUUUCAUGAAAGCUGAAGACUUAGGACUAUGAACACUCAGACCAGAGAAGAUCAGGUAUUGAUUGAUUGGUGGCGAUCUUGUAAACUGAUCUUGUAACUUUGUAGACAGUGGCCCCAAAUUGAGGGCAUCCCCUCAUUUGUCUGCACUGCAGUUCUGAAGUUAAAGGAGUCUGCCUCCUCCAUGUAAACAGAUGGGACAUGGGUCAAACUGUAAAAUCAAAAUACACUUUAAAUACAUUUUUCUUAAACAUGUUUUUUUGUCAUUAUAGUUGUUUCUUAUCAUGCUGAUUCACAUCAGUGUGUUCAUUUUUAUAACCAAUUCAGUUUGGUGCUACAUAAGAGGUUAACCAUGAAGGCUUCUGCAGAGAGGUAACAGUGAGAAUGUAACAGACACCAGUACAGAGUUGUUUUCUAAUAAGUCAACUUUUCAAUGCUUCAAACAGCUCAAACCACAGACUAUAUAUAGAAUGGACAUCGUCUUCCUCCUUGCUGGGUGAAGCCAUCGCGAGAACAGCACCCUCUGGUGAGGGGCUGCAGUAUAGGUCAUAAAUGCUGCCUCCUCCAGCAAUCCCUAUGGAGCUGUGGACAAACUUUAGAAAUUUAUUAGACAGAAUAUACAUUUCUCUACCCCCUGGUGUUGACAUAUAGUUAUUGUAAGAUUGGUUUGUGCUCAGGUUUCGGCGACUCUCCCACCGAAUGCGUACAACACUACUGUGCCAGUGGAGGUUCCAGGAAGUGGAGAAAAUUCCGGAAAUAUCGAGAGCAAUUCGGCUUCAAAUUCUUAUGACAGAGCCAAGUUGUCCAUAGUAUAUACAGUCUAUGGCUCAAACCCACAUAAUCUGAGGCAUCCUUGGACAAAAACCUUUGCUAAAUUACAUUGUAACAUCUUCAGGAAGGGGUUGGACAUUAAUGACACAUCUCCACCAAGAUGCAACCUUCGGUCCUGAGAAAUGUGGCCGAUGCAACAGGGUUAAAAACUGCAGGGGAGAAGGAAACCGCUGCAGAAAACACAAACAUACUAAGCCUGAAAAGCCCCCUUUUUAGAUCAAAAAUAAACAUGUUCACAGCUUGGUUCAAAGCAUUGUUUGGUCUGAGUAGCUGGGCUCCCACAGCAUCCACAGUAUGAGGGUAUUACGGUGACAAGAUCAGCAAAUCAGAUGUAUGGCUGACUUGACUGAUAGGUGGGCUGAUUGUAGCCAUUUACAAGAAAGCCAAAGGCCCGCCUCUGAUUGGUAGAGCGAAAGUUAGGUUGAGUCAGCAUUACCACAGAUAUGACUGCUGUUGGUCGGCUUCAAAACUCCAUUUCACACUUUGUCCAGUUAUAAUCUCUACCAGCCAUUUUCUCAUGCACAGACUUAAGGGGUAUUCUAUUCUAUUCUAUAAGCAAAUGUCCAACCCCCUCCAUUUGAAAAAAAAAGUCAUGUACACACAUUAUCGUUUUCAAAUAAAAUGCUAUCCACACAAAACCGCAAAAGUGUGCUAUUGACCGCAGUUAUAAGGAUGUUGGUAGUAUUUGCCAAUAAGUUAGACCCAUUCUAUCCAAUCAGAGCAAGCUUCCUUUUCUCGUUGUCUCUUCCCCAAACAUGAAACAAAAGGGUUGUAUAGUUUUUCGUGUGCACUGACAAAGAGGUGGAAAUGCUUUUAAGCAUUGUUUAGGACUAUUAAGUCAAGAAGACACAAGAAAAGUGGAAGAAUGGUUAUUUGGUGUAGAAACGUAAAGACAUUUUAAAAAUUAUUCAUUUUAGCAAAUACCCAGCUACAUGUGGAACAUUGGUAAUAUGUUGUCAGUAUUGUUUAAGAAAAAGCUCAAAGGAAAAGGUCCGGGUAUGGCUUUGUGGUUCAGUCCCGGAUACAGAGUGCCCGUGCACAGAGGAUGUAGUCUUUAACCUGCAGCCAUGUUUCCUGCUCUUUUUACACAGUUCUAUCCUCUUAACAGCAGCACAGAAAGCCAAUAUAUAACAACGACAUAGCAUAUUUUGCACAUGAAGUUUGGAGCAGGUAGAUGUAGGCUGACAGGUUGUUUUUCCACCUUUCUCCUGGCUGUUCUGCUGCUCCUCUAUCAGCCUCACUAUCUCUCUCUCCCCAUCCAGCCCUCCCUCGCUCCCCUCUAAUGACAGCCAGCCGGGCUGAUAGGCAGAUAUAUUUACACUGGUGGCAGGGGAGGAAGGAGUCAUCAGCCAGGCCCUGUCCAGCCUUCGGGCUCUAUAGUGGGCAGGGCUUAGAGGAAAGCCUUGCCGGGUAGCCCCUCCCCAAGCAGGGCAUAUCUGAGUGUGCUGUCCCGGGCCGGCUCAGAGUUCUCAGCUGGAUGGGACCACAGCUUCUCUGGCCCCAGACUCGCACAGACACGCACACACGCACACACAGAGGAGAGGAGAGGAGAGGAAAACACAGAGAGAGCAGAAGAGAUCCAGCCUGUGUCUGUGUGUGUGUUAUGAUUUUUCCACACACCAGUGUUCUUGUAGAGCUGUUGAUGAGGCAGCCCGGGUCAGCUCCACCUCAUCUCAGUGUGGCGCCCCGAAGCGGUCGCAGGGGUCGAAGUGCCGGCGGCUUCUUGAGUGUGUGUGACUUAACUUUGCUACUUUUGAACACUGGAACUGUACUGUAAGCAUUAUGACUCUUCUGGGCUCUGAGCACUCCAUACUCAUACGAAGCAAGUUUAGAUCAGGUAAGGAAGAAACCAAUAUUUUGACAUGUGACUUCUUUUUACGUCUGUCCUCUCUGUAUCUCUGUAUUUCUGCAGCUUGCAUGUCAACACCUGACAUUUUCAGAGGAUGCUGCUCACAUUAUGUCAUUCAUCUGUCUUGUUUCAACACAAUUUGUUCUCCUGUAGAGUGACAGGUGUGAGUAAUAAACUGGGAUCACGUGACUCUGCAUGGCACACAGGAUUGAGCCUUCAUGACGCGUCCUGUCAAAGUGAGAUAGAUUUAUUCCUCGGGCGUGUUCUUUGACGGUUCUCGUAAAAAUCCUGACAUGCAGGGUGACAUCCCGGGCAGGUUGGUGCACUUGCAUCGUGCCAACCUGCUGCAGAGAAAAGCCUGUGCACGCUGAUAAAGAGAGAUUACACACCACGCAGGGGUCAGAGGUUAUCUUAAUAAGGCUGAAUUGGAAGCUGAUGGUGUGUGUGUGUGCGCAAACAUGUGAGUGUGUGUGUGUGUUUACCUGGGUAUAUCAAAGGGGGAGGAAGGGUACAGCGCUGAUUUAAACUCCCUUUAACACACAGCAGCUGUCCGGGCUUUGUGUUCAUCUGCCUCCCUCACAUCCACACACUUGAAUUCACUUACUUUCUCAUUCACACACUUUCUUUGGCUUUAUUUUGAAGAUGUAUGAGGCUGAGUGUGUGUUUGUCAAGUGUGUGUAGUCUGACCAACACUGCCACCUCCCUGAGGAACAUGUUACUGAUCUUAGAGCGCGCAAAUCCAGCUCUGUGUUCUCAAAGCGUUCACAUACGUUGUACAUUAUCGCCUUUAAAAGCAACUCUUCACCCUGUUGUGAAUGAACAAACUGGAGGCUUUUGCUUGCUUUCAGUUUGCUUGUGAGCUGUAAUUGCGUUCCAGGGUAAAUGAUGCUUUUCCUCUGAGUUGUUUAGAGCAGAGCGGCAGGGUGGGAAAUGACCCCCAGCGCUCUGGGGGGACAUUAUGAGGGGUGGUGUUCGAAAGCAGCAGGAGGUUUAUGCUCUGUGUUGUUUUAACUCUUAUGCUUGAGCUGUUUAAUUUAUCACAGAUGUAAAGAAAGUAUCUUUAAAGGUCAUCUCUCUGUUCGUGCGCUUGAUGUUUCAGUCAGGGAUUAAUGUUCGGUGAUACACACGACUUGUUGAGUGAAUUUAUGAGUGCACACAUGAAAUACGAAGCGUAAGAGAAGUAAAACUCUCCUUAUGAUAACUGCUGGUGACAGGGGGAGUCUUAAACAAUCAAGUUCGGCAGGAUUUACAGCUUCUCUGUCAGAUGCAGAAGCUCCUGUUAAACUCUGCACCCCAUGAAAGCAGUCGCGUCUUUUGCGCCGCUCCUGCUUCACGUUAUCAAAGCCAUGGGAACGGCUGCUGCAUGGUUGAAGCUAAAAGAGAAGAUAAAAUCUCAUUUAAGCGCUCCCUAAGGACCUCCAAAUGUUUUGUGAAUGUGCAUGUUACUGGCUGGUUCUCAUGCUGAUUUGAUUAACAGCUCAGAGGGCUGUGGCCCGUGCUCUCCGUCUCGCUGCCAUUACAUAAUCGUACGACAGAGGCGUCAAAUAUAAGUUAAAUCAACACUACAAGGUGUCAACAUGUGUUCGGAAGUAAAUCACUCGCACUACGCAAAGAAAGAAGAUAGUUUUGCUUGAGCUACCCUAACAUCUAGAUUAAAUGAUUAGUGAUGGUAUGUUCUCACCUGAUUUAUAGAAAUGAAAACUAUUUUUCAUUUCUUUGAAGAGUUUUUUUUCUUCUUCCCAUGGGGGUGUAUGAUAACUUAACAUAUUCAUAAAACACAGAUUUUUUUUUCCAUUUCAUUUAACAUAAGCACAUCAAGCCUCCUCUAUUUUACCUCCUGUCUCAUCUCUAAAGUAUGCUCCUGCAAAAAAAAGAGAGAAGAAAACUAGUGAACUGUGCUGAAAGGAUUAAAAUAGCACAAAACCAUAAGGUAAUGUAAGAUGAGGUUCAACUCUGUAAAGAAAAAAUAACAAGGCAAAAAAACAUUUUAAAAUACAACUGGUAUUCGGCUCUGAUCUGUAAUAUUAAAGUGUUAAAGGGCCACUUUUUAAAAACCUUUAAAUUCCUCAAAACAACAAGCCCUGCGCUGUAUAAAUAAAGUUUACUUACUUACUUACUUACUUUAAAACAAGUUACUAUAGUCCUCUAUGUUGUAUGUACAUGAUGGUACCUGUGAAGGAUGACGCAUCAUAAAGGCAGGAAUGCUCUCACCAGAAAUCAUCGUUGCAGCGUCAACUUUGUCGCUCCUCUUCGCCUUUUCGUUAGUUACGCUGUUAAUUUUUGCACACGUAGAAAGACAGACAGAGAAAUUAGUUGCUUGUGUUGAUUUGUGUUGUAUUGAAACCCAUAGUUAUGAAAAGUCUAUUGACUCUCUUGUUAGUGUUUGUUGUUUUCUCUCACCUUUCCUCCUCUACUUUGACAACAGGAGCCUGCAAGGGUCAACAGCUGUCAAUCAGUGAUCGGCUCACCUUCAGUUUACGCUAAAAUCAAGAAUGUCAGGAACAUACGGUGCCUCUCUUGUGAGAUUUGAGGAAAGGAAUGCAUCCAUAAGUACCAGCUGUGAGCUAAUUUGAUUUGGCCUCACAUUAUCGAUUUGUAGAGCAUCAUUCAUAAAACUUUGCGAUAUUUUAAUGCCUUCGAGUCCAUCGAGUUUGUCAUUGAGCUGCAAAAAUUUAGGCUCAUGGCACAGGAAACACUGUUUUUAACAGCGACUCUGUGCAUGCGUGCAGUGUUCCUCUGUGGUAUUUUGAUGUGACAGACCAAUAACACUUCAGCAGGGACUGGUCUGGCAUGGUUACUGGAGCAUUUUCAACCAUUUCUACACUGUCGUGUGGACAGAAAUAUUCAGUGCCUCUCUUUAUAAAAACAUCUGCACCCGUGUGGAUGUUUCUUUAGUAAGCUGUUCAAGUUAGGAUCUCACCUACAAAGGAAGAGUUCAACUCAAAGUAAAGAGGAGAUAUGCAAAGCUUAGACGAAGGCCACGUUUAUACGUACCUGGUUAUUUUUAAAAAGGGAGACAUUAACCAUUGUUUGCACCCUUCCUUUAGACGCAAAUGGAGAAUUUGCCCCUGAAAAGAAUGCUUUUUAAAAAUCUGGUUAAAGUGGAGAUUUUGGAAAACUCUGUUUGCACGUUUGCAUGUAUACAGAGAAAAACUGAGAUUUGGGUAGCCGAUGGCGGAUUGUGCGCCAGAAAGAAGGAAGUGACGUUGUUGUUGUAGUUGUUGUUGUUGUUGUUGUUGUUGCUGUAGUUGUUGUUGCUGCUAUGCGGGAUUCUGAUUGGCUGACUUGGGCUUGAGCUUCUCGCAUCACUGCCAUCUACAGGUUUGACGGCAUAUAUACACAGGUUAGUGUAAACGAAAACUUUUCUGAAAACGUAGUGGUGUGCACGCAGUUUUUUUUUGUAAAUGGAGAGAGUGAAAUGUCCGUUUAUGAAAAUAGCCAGGCACGUGUAAAUAUAAUCUCGUAGUAAAAAGCCCAGUCACAUCAGUGUGAGAUAUGCGAUUCAUAGCAAGCAGCUCAGCUUCAAACCUUUGUUUGAAUUUAAACUCAUGGAGGUAACAUUUUACACAUUUUAGUUUACAACCUGAUCCCACAUGGCAGGUCACAAAAAGCACGAUCAAAAUAAUGAACUUCCCAGUCAAGAUUGAGCCCUAAAUUUCAACAGCUAAUCGUACUAGUUUAAAAUUUGAUUCAUUAUUUUGCGUGUCAAAACAUGUCCAAAACGUGUUAAAAGAUAGUUUUGCAUCACUGCAAGAUAUAUUUUAUAUGGGUUACAGUCUCUUAUGAUACAAGGACCAAAAACUCUCCUCUAUCCGUGUUGUACAUCUCAGGAAAGUCUGAAGUUAACAGGUUUUGACUGUAAAUAUUCUGUGGCCACUGCACUAAUUUGUUGUGUCAAAUCACUAUUUCAUGGUCUCAGUUUUUUUUCAAAUGUCACAGGAGAAGAUACAAACAUCGAUCUUUAAAUCUGCACCUUUCUUAAUAGCUGAUUAAACUCUAAAAUGUGCCCCCAGGAAACCUUUUUGUUGGACAUUACAGAAGCAUUUAGAGACAGCGCUGUUGGUUAAAUUACACUGACAUUACUGGACAACGCUCCUCUCUGGCUGAGGAAAGAAAGCACUUACUUGAGGAACAGUUUGGCUUUAGUACUAAGUGAAUUUUAUUCUGCAACACAAAUCUGCAUCACCUUACUAUUCCACUGUUGACUAUAAGUCAGAGUCAAUGGCUCUGCUCCAGGAUCUUAGUAGUGGGGUUUUGGCUCUCCUGGUUUUGGCUCACAAAUCUGCCUCUUACUGUCCAAGACCGUUGGAAUAAAUAACACAUGUCCUGUUUUAAGGUGGAUUGUCACUCUAUGGAGGGGAAUUAGACUAAAAUAAACCAAAUACUUCAUUUGGAAAUACCUGUUUAUCAGAAGUUAUACAGUCCUGCUCAUACAUCUAUCCCAAACACAUUCCUGGUUUCUUAGCGAAGUUCAGGAGAUUUCCUGUAGGUCCAACAACGCACCCAGGCUCUUAUAGUGAGAUUUUGGGGUUAAGUGUAAAAGUGGGGUGUUAUUAUUAGCCUGUUUCUGUUUCUUGUGGUGGUCGUGAACGUGUGAGGCAUAAUAAAUCAGGUACCACUUCUCCCGCUUGUGUAAUUAUCGCCACUUCACCGGUGCAAACCAGGCCGAAUGAUAACUUAUUUACACUAUAAAUCUGAAAUCCUGUAAAUGUGACUGUGAAUUUGUGUGUCCUUUGUUGUCAAGAAAGUUGGAGUUAAAACAAAUGUGUUCAGUUUCAAAGUCAACAGCGGGGGAGGCAGAGUGGCCAACGGUUCAGUGAUCUGUGAUUACACAGCCUGGCUCAGGUCCUCCGUCUGCAAUCAGGACACAGCAGAACUUUUCUGGGGAGAAAAAUAGAUGAAAUAACAGCUGCUGUGCUUUUUCAGACGGGAUAAUUGAUAACCUUUCAGUGAACAUAAUACAGAACUGUUUCCUUUUCUUUAAGCUGAGGACGUGUGGUAUUAAGGUUGAUAUUAAAUGCAGAAAAAGUAUUGUUAAAAUACAUUUUAAUACAUUUUAAAAGAUAGAAGUGGUUAUUGAAGCUAACAUCUGUAUUGUGAAUUUUAUUCUGUUUGAGUCACUUGAUAUUUACAAUACUGAGGGAGCUGCAACCUCUUAUUAGCUUUGAUUUAUUUGCACCUGUGUUAAAAAACAGUGUUGCCAUGGUUACCUUUAAAAAGUAAUUUGAUUACUGAUUACUCCUUUAAAAAAGUUACUUUACUGAUUACUUCAUAUUAAAAGUAACUAAGUUAGAUAACAAGUUACUUUUCAAGUUACAUUCAGCAGCCUCAACAUAUAAAUGACAACCAUUUUGUUUGUUUGUUUUUUUAAGUAAAGAUAGUCUUUCUUACGACGUAGUAUUAGGGCCACAUUAAGAAAGAAAAAUUUAAGACUUUGUAAUUACUUACAAGAAUGAAGUCGUAAUAAAAUCAUUACUACUCAGUUCGUCUAAAUGCUCCACAGCGUUUAAACAACUAACAACAGGUUAGAAUAGCUAUUAGCUACAACUUUAUUCUCGUAAGUAAUGAUUUUAUUGCAACUUUAUUCUCGUAAGUAAUUAUUUUAUUAUGACUUUAUUCUUGUAAGUAAUUAUUUUAUUACGACUUAAUUCUCUUAAGUUUAUUCUUAAGAGUCUACAAGUCUACAACUUUAUUCUCGAAAGUAAUUACUAAGUCCUAAUUUUUUUUUUUUCUUAAUGUGGCCCUAAAACUCUGUCGUACUUUCUUGACUGACAAAACACAAACAGUGACUUGGACAUGUAACUUACAGUAAAUCUAAUUACUGGUUUGAAAAUAGCAAUGCAUUAGAUUAGCUACUCAUUACUAAAAAAGUGAACUUAUUACAGCAGUUCUCUACUGGCAUCACUGGUUAUAAACUUAGCUGAUACAGAGUCAAUAUAACCUCUGUCUGUUAUUUUUCUGUGUGUUUUGGCUGAAAUCUUUGCUCACUUAUCUCUGUUUUUAUGAUGCUUUCAUGGUGCUGCCACCAACAUUUAAUUUUCUUGUUUUUUCGGUAAAUCUUAGAGCCUUUUAGAGAAGAAGAGGUGAUUCAUGUCUGUAGCAGCUGCUGUCCAGAUAGACCGUUAAGUAAAUAUGAUACUGGGCAGCUAUGAGCUGUCCUUUUACUGGAUUUAAAACCAGUACACAUAAUAACUUUCACAGUAAUGAUGUACUUUCAUUAUCUGGAUCUACAUGAAUCAGUUUCCAAAAUAUGGACUGGACUUGUAUGUUUGUUGUAAGAGACAUGGUGAUCACUUCUGUUGUGGUUAUGCAGUUUGUAACCUGGAAACCCUGAGUUUACAUUGUAGCAUAUGACAGUCUGUACCUGGGGGUCCACAAUAUGCAGUUUCUCUGCAGCUGUGUAGCUUUCUCGUACCAUCUGUUUUCACCUUUCCACAAUCUUAUUAUUCGUAGUUGGUGUGGUAGUUAAGAGUUACGCUCAGUUUACAGUGACUCCGGUAGUUUUGAGGUGCAACCGGCAUAUCUAACAUCAAGUGCUACAUUUGAUUUUUAAAAUCUGCAUUAACCCUGAACUAUCAUCAGAGGUGAAUUUUUAAUGAUUGGUGACGGUGGCAGCUGUACUUGUGGUCCUGACAGUGAAACAAAACCAAUGUAGUGCAAACUUCUGGGCAAAAUACCAGUCAGACACCUUUUUAGGGGGAAAGAAGUAAUCAGUCUUUCAUGGCGAUCUUAGUGUCCUUGUGUGUCUGUGAGUGUGUGUUUGUGAGUGAGUGUUGUGUAUGUAGAAUGUGGAUUCAGAGGGUGGGUGGGUAUUUGUAUUUUUACUUCGUCUCUCCAUGUUUCUGCUUGUGUUCCUGAAUGAACAUCAUUUUGUGCUACACUGUUUGUAUAUAAAGUUCUUUAUAACUAACAUGAUUGAUUGAUUGAUUGAUUGAUUGAUUGAUUGAUUGAUUGAUUGAUUGAUUGAUUGAUUGAUUGAUUGAUUGAUUGAUUGAUUGAUUGAUUCGUAGCGCUUCUACAGUAGUUUUGUUACCAUAAAGGACCCCUGAAUGACUCUAUGCUGUUGUUGUGAGUACCACAUACUUUCAUCCCUCUGCAGUACUCCACGUAAGAAAACCAUGGUGACUUAGUCCAAGUAUAUAACGUUUAGAUCUGAGCUGGAAAUGCUUCUGUAUUCCACUAAUGCUAUACACAUGGUGUCUGUAGAGCUGUAAACAAAUGGAUGAUACCUUUCAACGUCAACCUUUGAGGAAAGAAGCUCAUGACUCUUGCUGCAGCUCUGGAGGAGUGGCCAAUCUUGACUGAUAACUAACGAACCUGAGCACAGAAUAAUACUCAGAUUUGUGGUGUGUUGGCGUACGUUCUCUUUAAUCAAACAAACUCACACAACAACCAACAUACAGGCAGCUAAUAUGAAGGAAAUGGCCUCUGUAAGUGUUGUUUUAGAGUUUCCCACCACUGGACAAUCAAAUGGGCAAAUAAAUUGGAGGAAAUAGCCAGUUAGCAGCCAGUUAGCAGCCUGUUCGCUUUACAAGCAGCCGCUAUGGUUCAGUUUUUUUAAAUCCACAGAUACAGGCCGAAUUAUCACAAAGGGGAGGCGUUCAUGGUUCAAAGAUCUGUCUGUCUGUCUGCAUGUAUGUUGUUAUUAUAACAGACAUUUACAAACUGGUAUAUGUUACAUGUUAUGUUCAGAUUUCAGUCAAUGACGAAUCCCUGUAUUUCCUCUCUGUGAUGUUGUGACCAGCAGGUCAUGACUCCCCCCUCUCUGUAAACCAAAGCAGAUGUCAGAUGAAGGGAAAGGCCUGUCGUUAUGUAACAGAGGUGCUCUCCCGACACAGAUGUUAACUACAGCCUCUAUUUUAUUCACUGUGUCAAACCUUGAACUUUGGAGGACUUUAAUACAAUAAUCAAAUAUGUGAGGAGAGCUGCAGCUGAGGGAGAUCAUUAAGGAACACGAGCAGACGGUGGUCUGAGAUCCAGGAUCUCAUCAAGACUCGUACAGAUAACAGAAAACACACACAGACACAUGGACACAUGGACAGAGACAGAAGAAGACCCACAGACACAGUCAGACCUACAGACAUGGGGGAGGCUCUAUGUUUAUGACCCCACACUCCCAUCUACACCAAUACAACACACACACAUUCACAGAAACGUGCACACACACAAACACACACACACACACACACACACACACACAGACGGACCGUGGACCACACACUGCCUGCAGAUCUGUUUAAAAGCCAGGAGCUGUGUUUAUCAUUCCCUACAUCCUGCUCACAGAAAUAUUUGUGAGCGAGCCGUGUUGUGUUUUCUGUGUUUUUUCUGUAUGCAUCUAUAAAAAAUAUACAUAAAUCCAUCUGUCCCAUCCUUGAAAGUUCACACAAGUCGUUUGUAAUUACAGGCUAACAAGAUUUUAAGAGCAGCAUUUGAAGUGGCUUGAAUUCUCAGUCUUCCUGCUUUUUCUCUGUCCCUUACCUGUCUUUCUGCCUCUCUGUCCCAUCCUUCCCCUUACUUUUGCUCUCCCCCUCCAUCUAUCUUCCCCUCCUCCUCCUCCUCCUCCUCCUCCUCCUCCUCGCUGUAACUUCAGUCCUACAGUUAAGACUUCAGCAGAGGAGGACACGAGAGCAGCUGGCAGACCAAGGCAUCAUGCCUCGUGAGUAACGCCUCCCAACACCGAGCCAGUGCACACGCAGUCACACACCCACACAGUUACACAUACACUCAGGCUUAAGUGUGUGUUUUAUCUACCACUCCUAUCUUUAAAUGACAUCAGCGCUAAUGUUUAUGCCACAGAUUAAUUGUACGUUAUGAACUAGCCAACACUAGAAGGUUUAAGUACUGUAUUGGCAUUGGUUUUCCUGUUUAAAAAGUGGCCUUGUUAACUGUCAACUUUGAGCCUGUUUCUCCAACACAUUAGCUAAUAGGCUGCCAUUGUAUUUUUAUUUUCUAGCUUAAAUCUUUUGGCCCAAUCUCUUCUAAGUUUUUAUCAUCUCCUGUCUGUGUAUCUGCUUGUCAGUGGUAUGGUGGAACAGUAAAAUGACCACAACGAGUCAGAUUAGUGAGGUUUAGUUUAACAACUAGGGCUUUAAUUUUCUGCCCGCCGGCAGCACAGCGGAGGGUGGCAAAUGCAGUGGUAUUUUCGUCUGGCAGAGCCCGGCGCACAGCCAGUUUGGUAUUUUCAUAGACUGAAGCUGGGCGUGGUGGCGCAAUAGGGGGAGCUAUUGACAGAAUCAGCCUGUGCACUGACAUUUUUGUGCUCGCUGGUAGCGUAGAAAGUGCACUGAAAGCUCGCCAAUUCAAACUUGGGCAGCUUUAGGCAGAGGUGGAGCGCAGCUGGUCUAGUGGUAUUUUAGUAGCCCGGCGGCGUAGUGCGCAUAUGUCACCGAUGCCUACUACAUGAAAAUUGCAAUAUGCCUCGCCGGUGGCAGAUUUGAAGGUGAGGAGAGGAGCUGAUGUGAUUGGUGAAAACAGGACUCGGCUGUGUUAAACCCAUUCCAUGCCUUAUCCCCUCCCUCUCUGCUACUUACGCCGCUGGGAGGCGCUAAAUUAGGGAGGGGGGAUACUUACCCCAGGCUUUUGGUCUCUGCUGCCUCCCUCUAUGCUGCAAAAAGCUUCAUUUUUUCAUUCAAAAAGUUUUUUUUGUUUUUUAACUUGGUCCAUUUGGCCCGAAGUACUAAGCAAAUAUUAAACAUCAGACAUAUUCAAGCUUUUUACUUAAAUGAUGCAAAACAACAAAUACCUGUAAGGCUUAAAGCACCGUGUAGACGUGAGAUGGUAUUUCAACCUUUGCCUAUAUACAAACAAAACAUCCGAUGGUAAAUGCAGGUUAUCUGGCCUAUCACAGAUUAUUAUUAAAUUAGUGCAGUAUCAUUGUAUAAUAAUGACAUUUCUAACAGAACAAAUACUUUGAGUUAUUUGCCAACAGUUUAAUUAUGUUGUUUAUCCAGAGGAAGUUAACGCAACUCUUUAGUUUAUGUUAACGUUCUGUUAAAAACCACAGAUUAACGUACACUGGUAAAUACUGAACUAUUUUAAUGCUAGAUGAUGGAUAGACGAAUGGAUAAAACGUUCCUGUAUUGUUGUAUUAGUUUGAAAAGCUGUGUUUAUAAAGUAAUAUAUAUGAAAAACUCAUUACGAACAGAUUUUUAAGAGGCAGCAAAACAAAUAGUUGUUUUCAUUUUUUGUUGAGAGAUGAAGUUUCAUUCCCUCCUCAAUCUGUAUCAGUUUUAAAAAAGGUUUUCCUUUGAAACAGCAUUUUUUUAGUUUUUUGAUUCCAUCGUAGUGAAUAAUUGAUGCACUUUCCUAGCAGCAGAGGGUGUAACCAAAAUCAAACUGCAGCGAAGAUAAAGGUCAACUUUAAACUGUCUUUGAACAAAAAGAAUGACACAGCAGAUAAAAGCACUUAAGAUGGAUGGAGAGAAACAGGUAGGAAGAAAAGAUAACAUUUAAGAUGAUAGAUACCGUACAGAAGAGCAGUAGCACACUCCAGAGGAGGAUAAAUCCACAGGGAGUGACAGAAACAGGGGUCGACAAAGAGGGAGCAGGUGGAUACAAGACGGACAGAAAAGCAGGCCAUCAAGAUCCAAAGAUAAGAGCAGAAGAAAGACAAUCUGGAUCUAGAAGAAGUGGCAAAUUUUAAAAAAAUCAUUUGGAACAGGAACAGAGAGGUAGACAAAACCUGACAAGCUGAUAAAAAGCUGUGAGUGGACAAGCAGAUAACACCUGCAGGCACAGACAUGCGGGGAAAAGCUGCAGACAAAGAGAGAGGAAGGUGAAGAAAAAUGCUGAAGAAAGACAGGCAUAAAAAAGCUGCAGACAAAGAGAGACAGGCAGAAAAACGCUGCAGGCACAGAAAGACAGGCAGAGAAAAGCUACAGGCACAAAUAGACAGGCAGAGAAAAUCUGCAGACAAAGAGAGACAGGCAGAGAAAAUCUAUGGACACAGAGAGACAGGCAGAGAAAAGCUAAAGACACAGAGAGACAGGCAAAAAAAAAAGACAGGCAGAGAAUCGUGCAGGCACUGAUAGACAGGCAGAGAAAAUCUGCAGACAAAGAGAGACAGGCAGAGAAAAGCUAAAGACACAGAUAGACAGGCAGAGAAAAGCUGAAGACACAGAGAGACAGGCAGAGAAAAGCUGAAGACACAGAGAGACAGGCAGAAAAAAUCUAGAGACACAGAUAGACAGGCAGAGAAAAGCUGAAGACACAGAGAGACAGGCAGAAAACAGCUGAAGACACAGAGAGACAGGCAGAAAAAAGCUAAAGACUCAGAGAGACGGGCAGAAAAAGACAGGCAGAGAAUCAUACAGGCACUGAUAGACAGGCAGAAAAAAGCUAAAGACACAGAGAGACAGGCAGAAAAAGACAGGCAGAGAAUCGUACAGGCACUGAUAGACAGGCAGAAAAAAAGCUGAAGACAUAGAAAGAUGGACAGAGAAAAGCAGGAGACAGAAAGACAGGCAGAAAAAAGCUGCAGACAGACAGACAGGAAGAUAAUCUGUUCAGCCCCUGAGCAGACAGACAGGUUGCUGAGUGACCGCAGAGGAAUUCUCUGGUGCGGCUCGUCCAGAUUUACAUGAACAGUACCUGUUUACAGCACAGCGCCUGCAGAGCGACACUUCAAAGCAGAGUCACUUUGAAACACAACAACACGGAGCCUGACCUGCUGUUUAUAAGACACAGAGUUUGUACUUUUAAUGUCAGAUAUGACAAAAUGAUGAGAACAAGCACACUCGAGUGUACGCAGCAUUCUCCUAAAUCCUCACUGUGGCUUUGAUUGAUGCUCCCUCUUAUUCUCUAGGUUGUUGCGUGUUGGAGUUGUCGUGUUUGCAGCACGUGCGUAAAUGUCAGAUACAUAAAUUUUCUGCUGCUGGCAUUUACACCAGGUGGAGGAACCUCUUUAAAAUAUCAGUGAGAUAGCAUGAGAUUAAAUACAGCUGGAAUCUUCUUGUAAUAAGAUAUAACGGCACUGUGGUUAGAGCCCGGCAGCAGUGUGCUAUUCCUUUCUGUAGUUUUCACCCGUCUGCAGGAACAACAAGGGGACUGCAGGUCAGGGAUUUGUCGAAUGAUAUCUCUGGCACCGUUUGCCAUUUCACAGCGGCUCCAGCCUGUAGAUAAACUGCCGGUAAGUGUGCGGGGGAACAGAAUCCAGAGGCUAAGCGAGGCUCUAUCAGUUUCUUGGAGUCUGUUAGAGAUAAGGCAGAAAGCAGGAACGUGAUUGGCCAGAGCGGCACCAAGCGUUUUUUUUUUUUUAAAGAAGUUUCAAUUGGCUGUUUAUCUGUUGAUUACUGGCGGAGGUGCAGAUGGAGGAGGGUUGGAUAUGUUAGUACACACGUUCUCACACUGGAGCAACUGACUUUUGGACGUUCAAUGUUUGAUUAAUAAGGAAAAUGAAAAAUGUGGUUGUACCUACUGGUAAAUGUCUAACUUAUUAUGAAUAUAUUAUAUGACAACUACAAAACAGAGUUCAGCUGUUGGCUGACACCUCCGCCUUGGACCAGCUAUUAAAGGAUUAAAAAUAGUUUAUUAAAAAAACACCAAUCUUGAGGCUGAUGGUGUUUGUUUGCUGUCAGCCCAUGAUCUGUCCAGGGUGUCUCCUUAACCUCUCGCUAACGGAAAACCCUAACAGACCUGGGUAGAGCUAAGCAGUUUGAAUUAUAGAUGGAUAAAUGAACAGAUAGACAAUCAUAAGUCAGGUUUUAAAUUAAGACACCCCCUUGCUCACCCCCUCUGUCUGCGAAGCUACGGUGGCCACCAAGGACAAGAAGCUGCUGUGACGCAUGAUAAGUUCGAUCCUCUAUCUGUCAAGUUUUCACCAUCAAAAACUACUAUCAACAUAUAUACAUACAUGAUACAUAAUAAUACAAAGCUGCACAUUUACCCGGGAUUUCCACCGCAUCUGGAACGGCUCUGGAAAUUGCCAGUUAGUUUGUCCAUUCCAGGCCACAUUAGGAACAUGAGGAUGCCGUAUGAAACCGUACUCUUGUUUUGUUGUUUCAGCUAACAUUAAAUUAAGUCAGAGGAACCCGGGAUAAACAGAUCAUAGCCGUACUUUAAGAGCCACUGUGUCAUUCAUUUGUCUACUUUAGAAAAAAAGAAAAAAAACAAGGCUUCUCAGGGCGUCAUAUCCUCCUCCUCCUUGAAGCUGCUGUAGCCCCUCCAGACUCUUGUUGCUCUGGCCGGCUGUGUUAUUCCUGCUGAGGAGAUGGACACGGCACAGGGUCUGUGUAUAUAUUACCAAUGGAACGUCUGGUGUUUAUUAGGCUAUUCAAGAACCCGACUCAGUCCUCUCAGGCCCUGCUGGCGUGUGGCCUGCAUAGGAGCACACUGUCUGUCUGUUUGCUGGCCACAGGUCUGAGUACACACACAUAUGCACACACACACUUACACACAUCUAAUAUUUCCUCAUAAAGAUAAUAGAGCGGUAUCUGUGGGUUUACUGAGCUUUUUCCAGCAUAAAAACACAUUUUUAUUCGCUCAGCAGCGGUGCUUUAAUCCUCCGCGGAUGGAAACACAAAGAGAAUUAUUUCUGCUAAUGCACCAUACGUCUUGGCUCUCAGUGCACUGUUUACUUCUGACAGAUACAGUCAGCAGGUAGAUGUACUACAAUAGGUUUAAAGUGCAUCGUGUGUUUUAAUACUGCUGCAGAUUGUUUAAAAGUCUGUAAGCCAGCUCCACACUCAUCGGAUCAGGUUACAGUGAGCCUCAGAGGGACGGACAGCCACGCUCGAACACAUCUACAGGCAGUUUGACUGCUUGGUUUAAGCACACUUAGAGCUGUGUGUGUCCAUGUGAUGUCAAAUCAGCUCUUAAACUAGACCAGAGAGUGACAGGUGAGGCCAGAGACUCAGAAAUAAACACAUGAUGUCAUGGUCAUGUGACCUAAGAGGCAAGACGCCCGCAGGCUGGAUGUUUACAUCUCAGACAAUCACCGUUCUCCUCUCUGGCGAGAUUUGUCUUUGCAGAUGUUAACAUGACAACUUUAUUGUAAUGUGUGAGUUCAUCCUGAAAUAAGAUUAUAUAUUAAUCAUAGAAAGCUUUACUUUCACGGAGAUGUCAUGAUGGCCUCACAGUUUAAACUUGAGACAAAGAAAGAAGAAAACUGGAGGCACACGUGAAUUCACCACCGCCACAGCGUAGAAGGCAACAUAGGAGCCUUCAAAAGUUUGUUUGUUUAUUUGGAAGUGGUUGCUAGUAUUCCUGGGGUCAAAAAACUUAAAAUCACAACACAAUUAAAUUUCAACAAUUAAUAAUAAAUACAAUUACAGAUUCAAUUCAUGAUUCUUCACAACAUUAAAAUCACUCCAAAAUCUGUGCUUUUAUAGUUCAUACAAACAGUUUUGUUUUAAAGUCCUUUUCAGAUAGUACCUGUAACACUGUUCUCCUCAUACAAUUGGACUUGGAGGAAUGGAACAAUUAAAUGACCAGAGCUAACCUGCAGAGUGACAUGUUGCUGACAAUAGUCAUUGUACACCAAUUUGUCAACAAAGAAAGUUGGAUACCCUUUGAAUAUGGCAUUAUGCAUAUGGCAAAGAAUAUUUAUAUUUAGCUGGUUUUAUACCUUUAAUCACCCUAAAGGUCCUUCCACACCGGGAACGACACAAAUAUACAACGCGAAAUUAUGAAAUAUUCUGAGGCAGUUUUGACGCGCCUGACUAUACACAUCAAGCGUGAUGCGACUUUGCGACUAUCCGGGGGGAAAAAGACGAAUCCCGUGUGGAAGCAAGAAGACUGACACAACAGCAGACUGACUGUUUUUCAGUUCUGAUUAGACACUAGUGUUGAGAUGACUGUCUGUCAUGAUAGCAUGUACUGAGUCGGGGCCAGUACCAGAUAAGCACAUUAAACUAUAAUCCAUAAACGUAAGGUAACAACCGAGAUGCUAUGACAGCAACACUGUGAUUGAGUUUGAGAGAGUGAAAUUACAUACGGUAUGUUGCAUCCGAACAGGUUAGCUUACAAGCUAAAGUUACUUAGCACUGAUGAAAGUUAAAACAAAGACGUUUAGCAAACUGUUAAAGCACACAAACCAUAGUCAUAUGAGAAAUCCGACUCUAUGACUUUCCACAAGUUGUCCUUCAGGUCAUUAUCUUUGUAAUAUUUGUGUUUUUUUAUCAAAAAACACGCUGUUCUCCGACACACAAACAAUCAGCCGGUCGGCCAUGUUGGAUAUACCAGUGAAUCUGAUGUCGCAACAACACAAAAUCUGAUUGGUCAGAAGUGGACGCACAGUAUUUGUAUUGACAGGCUACAGGUUAGAAAAAAAUAUUGACGUCCGAAAUAAUCGCAUGAAAAAAAUGCUCACGGUAUGUAAGAACCCUAAGGCGUAAAAGUCACCAUGUUGUGUUGUUGGGCACCAGAAUAAAAGUAAAACCCUCCGCUACAAAAGCUGCUACUACCUGUCCCCCAAAUAUAGAGGCAUCUAAGGACCUGACAGAUCAUCUAUCUACUCCUGUUUGUUGGUGUAAACUUGUUCCAGUAACACUCUCAAUCGUGGACUAAGCAGUAACCCCCAUCAUUAAUCUGUUUUUGUGUAAGUCCAAGUAGAAAAGGUUAUUUUGUGACACUUCACAUGAAGAGCAGGUUUAUAAUUUCAUCUUCCAGCUCUCAUUUUUCAGAUUUUUGCAAUACCUGGCUAAAAUUCCCCACAUUCUGUCAUUUUUUGUCUCCCACCCUGUAGAUAAAUAUUAAUAUAUCCAUCCUUUCACAAGUCUUCCAGACAGUUAGGAAAGUCCAUUUGGAACAUGAAACUGAGCAAAACAUUUUCUUAAUUUGGUGAUUAAAGUCCUUCGUUUUUCACAUUAAUCUUGACCCACUUCUCAUUUUAGAUCCAUUUUUCAUCAGUCAGUAAUACCCACCUGACUCAUACAGCACACAGCUUGGUAUCACUCAUUUUAUUUUGGCUCUGAAUUAUCCGUGUGCCCUUAGAAAAAAGCCUGCUGAUAUCAUAUUUGACCAAAUAAGUGCUGUUGCUCUUUCUCGCAGUCAGAUAAUCAGACUGACGUGGUUUCUCUCCUCCGUUGAGCGGAUGGAUCGCUCCCCAAGCCAGGUUCACUUCAGUCCUGAUUAUUUGUUCUGGAUUUAACAGAGAGGGAUUGUGGAAGGUCGAAAAUCUCACCGGCUGCAGCUCUUUAAUUACAGCAGCUCCAUUUAUUUUUACAGCACUCAAAGUGUCUGGCUGUUCAAGGUGUGGAUCAGCUAAGAUGAUAUCAGAGCUGAUCCUAAACAGAAAUAUUGAUUAUUGAAGGCUGGGUGGAGUCACGUGUGCACCGUUUGAUAAAUAAUACAGUUUUUAAAAAAAUCUCCCUUUAAUUUUGAGACAUAUAUUAAGGACUGGGCUUCAAAUCAAAGGUGAUAAUAUAAAAAAAAAUGUGCUACAGCACAGAAUCACAGAACUCUUUAUGCUCCAAAGUGUUGCUUAUGUUAAAGCAGAAACACCAAUGCUUAAAGCUGCUGUAUAGGACUUUUGGUUAGUGUUGGUUUUGGCGCCCCCUGUGGACAAAGUUAUAUCUUUUGACCUGUAUAUCAGAAAGUAGUUGCAGAUCAAAAACUCAUCCAGUUGUCUGUUAAAAGUGAAAUAUGUUGCCCGCUGAGAGUAUUUACUAUUUAUUAGGCUUGUUAUUGAUUAUCUGGUCUGACACCUACCCUCUCACAGCAGUCUCAGGCAUCAACGUUUAAAAUGGAGAAACUUUCACCUUCGUUCCUGAUGGGUUUUUUUUAUUUUAAAGGUCAUAGAGACGCAUCGUAUCAGUUUGAGUCUAUCUCUUAACCUGUUGAAAACUCCUCACAGUGCCUUUAAUUUUAAUUUAAUCAACACAUCUCCAGCAAUUUAGUCAUUCAAGGCAUAGGAAGUAUCAGUGUUUUAAUACAGCUAUUAAACACUUCCAGUAUUCUAAAGUGAGUCCAUGAGUUAAAAAGGAUUUUGAAAAGAUGGAGUCAAUAAAUUUGAAAAUGAAUAUGUAAUUGGAGGAAGUGGAAAAAUAACAGUGACUUUUAAAACAACUCAAUCUUGUUAAAGCUCCUGUGGGGAACUUUCAUUUCAUGUGGAAGUUAUCGCCCCCUGUGGACAAAGUGGUCUAUGCUUAUUUUGUUGUCUACAUGCCCAAGUAAAGAAACACCUCACAUUUAAACAUAUCACUUAUUGUGAAUUUUGAAUAUGAAAAUUGUAAAAAAAAAAAACAAAAAAAAAAAGAGGAGCUUUAAUUAUCUGUGAUUAAACUUUUGGUCAGUUUUGGACUCCAGUAAAAAUCCAUCCACAUGUUAAGAAAUUAUGACUAUACUCUAAAAAAUACACAUGUAAAUUGACAUGAAUGUUAAAAUACUCUUUCUGUAAUUGUUUUAAUUUUAAAUGGCUAGUCUUGACUGUUUGGUACAUGUUGGAGGGGUGCGCCUCUAAACACACAGUGCCUUUUGUUUUUUGUUUGUUUUUGUGUUUGUUAUUUUCUAAUUUUAUUCUUUCUCCUAGUUGUUGUAGUUACCUUGAAAGCCUUAAAAAAGUUAUUUUGCACCACAAAACUCUUGAGUUACUGGAACAUCAUGUCCUUGGUCUGUUAAUUUGCUGGUUUGUUUGACUGAUGGUAUUUUUGAUGAUGAAUUUAAAGUCCCCUCUGUAUAGAAUAGCAUUGAAACAGGUUUUGUACAUGUCCCCUUUCACUCCCUGCAGUUAGCACACUUGUUGCAGCAGUGUUUCUUGUUGUUGACGGCCUCGUCCUGCUGUGUGUUGUGCAGACCCGGCCUCAGGCGGCUCCUCUCUGGACGAUCAGAUGAGGCUAAAGCGAGCCCAGCUCGCCGAGGACCUGAAUGAGAAGCUGGCUCUCAGGCCGGGGCCCCUGGAACUGGUCCAAAAGAAUAUCAUUCCCCUAGACUCAGCCCUCACAAUGACAGGUAUAUGUCGAGGUCUGUGCUGUGGUGGGACUCACCUGUAACACCUGUGUGAAUAUGCAUGUCUCCUGUUUGAAGCAGCGUCAGUGAGGUUAACUGAGGGUGACGGCAUGUGUGUUUGUUUAAAACGUUGUUUUAAGCUGCUCAAAGCACUCUGAUAGAGAUUACAAUCUAUUUAAAUAAGCAUGUAUUUUCAUUAAACAAGCACAAAGCUGAGAUGGAGUGUUUACGUUGGUCUUUGUCUUCUUCAUGUUUCUACACCAAACAGCAUGAAUUAGACUUUGCACUUUUACACCUGAUAACUUUUAUCCUUUAACCUUAACAUGAUAGAUAAGUAACACUUGAUAUUUAAUAGUGUGGCAACGUUAUGUGUAAUACUGUAUGUGUGGAAUUCAAACAUACACAUUUUCUAAAACACUUUAGAAUAUUUUCAGAGGCAUCUGUGGCUCAGUGGUGGAGUCAGUUGCAUGUUUAAUUUCAUGUCCUGCUGUCCACAUACUGGGGUAUUCAAAAAUGAUACCAUCAUGUAGUUUGCUCUCUGCCACAUAAGUUCACAGUUAACUUACUCCAUUAAUUUCACUUUUAUUAUAUUAUAUUUUAAAAAAUCCAGGAAAGCAUCAGAAAUCAUCAUCCUGGCUUCCAUUCAAGAAACAAUCAUUUCAAAACCCUCUUCUCCCCAUGAGGACAGUCCUGACAAAGUUUGAUCCAGUCUGAAUCAUGAUGUUUUUAUUUCAGCAUACUUAAGACUUGUGAAUUAAGAAGUUACCAGAGGAUCAGCUGAUUUUUUGAUCAGACCUUUAAAGUGAGCCAGAGUGAAACUUUUGUGUUACUAUUUACAGUGAAAGUGAGACUUAUCUGAGGCAGAUGAACACAGGCUUCUCCUGGAGAGGUAAUGGAGCAAGAAAAGACAAAAGAUGGGUGCAACUUGAGAUGUUUUAGUGUUGACUAAAUCACAAGAUAUCACGUUACAACAGGAGAGUCACAGCCUUGAUGCUUGGAUAAGAAAGGAAAUCCGUGUCCAAUCAAAUUAUCCAAGCAUGUUAGUACAAUUUCAGAUCAAGUUUUUGAUCAGCAUAUAAACACACUGAGGGGUUCAAACUGGAGCUCGUUACCAGUGUGUGAUAAUGACAUUAAAUGUCAAAGACAGAUGCUUUCUGAGGAUUACAGAAUACAGAACAGGCCUUUUAACCAAAAAUUCUCCUUAUAUUUUAUUAUUCAGAGGAAUUAAAUGUUUGCCCUCUAACCAUAGUUAUAGUUUCUGCCCUUGUAAAACACACACAGACAGACACACACACACACACAUCAGUCUGCUUCUAUUGUCAAGUAUGACCUUUCAGCCUUUGGUACCAAACUAAUGCAUCCGAAUAAGAUUUCAAAAGGAAAAUGAUUUAUUCCCCUCUGUGAACUCUUCUGAUUCUUCCGUUCAGCUGCACUCCUUCAGUGCCUUUUUCCUGUUUUUGCUCCUUCAUGUGAUCCUCAUUUCUAAGCAGGAAAAAGUAUGUUUGUAUUUUCCUCACAGGGAAUGUUAUUUACAUUUUUAGAACAUCGUGCUUCUUUCAAGAAAACCCUCUCCGGCUCGGUGUGGACCUCCAGAAAUGUUGUUGUGGCUGUUUUUCUUGCAGAUGAGGUGCUUUGACAUCCAGAGUGUAUGUUGGACCUCACCGCCUCCACUGUUUGAUUUAAGGAAAUGCACAGCCUGCAUGCUUAGACGCGACGGUGAUUUAGCGUCCAGCAUCCCUGUGUGGCGCUCUGACCUCGCUCUGUUUGUCUUCUGAUGCUCAACAUGUUACUCACUCUCAGUAUAUCACUCCUGUUUGAGCAGAUAGUGCUUUUUAGACUCUGGAGCUUCAGUGGUUUUAUGUUUGCCCCCUUCAGUUUCUGUAAACAUGUUGCGUAAAGGAGACGGCGGUCUGAGCUCAGCUGGCUUACCUCUGCAGUAUGAGGGAGCGCCGUUUAUUGAGAUGAGCCGCAGCUGUAUUUGGGCCCACCCUUUUCUUUAGAAGUGUUUCGGUCUGAGUGUGUCCUUGUGUGAGUGGGUGUACCUGUGUGUAUGUUUGUGUCCCCUUCCUCCCUCUUUGUCUCUGGUCUGUUCAGCUCCAGUCCUCCACCUCCAGAGCUCUGUGACAGACCGGGGCUGCCGCAUUAACCCCUCACCUCACAGCUCCUUACACUCCUCCCUCACACACGCUCCUGAAGAUUGCUUUAACCUCUUUUACAAACUAUGUGACCUUGUGUAACUUCUGAACCAGACGCUUAAAAAGAGGAAGUGCACGCUGCAAACAGAUUUCUGCAAUCCUGACACCUCAAUCUCUUAGAGACAUCAAACUGACGGACAGAUUGGCUGAAAAGGAGUGAAAGCCUGAACAACAUGUCCUCAAUAAAGUAGUUUGUUUGCUGCCAUGCACUUCAAAAUAUGACAACUCUAAUGUUAGCUGUGCAGGACUCCAAGAGUGCAUUAGUUUUUUAUGCAGAGCCAGGUCAGACCUGCGUGCAAAGUUAGAUAAAACUUCAACAUAAACUGAUCAGGUUCAAUAGAUAUGCUUCACUAGAUGUGACUUCUAGGGUUAUUAAAUAAACAACAUUUCUUACAUAACAUCUGGUCGUGCUUUUAUAAUAAAGCCAUUAAGGUUGUGAUUAUAUAAUGCUAUCCAUGGUGCAUUUGUAGUCUAAAUAGUAUUGAGCAAUCAGCAGGCUAUGGUGUACACAGGAAAAACAGUCUGUAUGGAGAGCAAAAGCAGGCAGAACAAAGACAAUAGGUGGUGUUACAUGACCAAGAAUAGAGGUGGGAAUUCUGAUUGUAGUCUGUUUUGGCAGAUGUUUUCAACAUGCUUGUUUAUCAUCUUAUAGACGAGUUUCUUGUGUAUAAACAAUACUAGGUGCGCGCGACCAUGGGGCAAAAGCCUGUUUCAGAGUGAACUGAUAUGAAUGAAGAUGCCGCAUUGUUUGCAAGUUCUCCGUGACACAAUUGCAGUAAAAUGUCGUUUCAUUGAAAAAUCGCUUUGUCUUGCAUUGCAUCAAAAUCAGGAAAACACUUGCUAAAAUAUCCAUGAAUUUCACUCAAUUUACCAGGUUGUGCCAUUGUUUUAGAUGUUUCUAAUAUCAAGAGCAGGGUCGUAAUGUUUGCCGAUUGUUUGUUUUGCCCAUUUGUGUAGUUUACAGCACAACAGAUCCUUGUCAUUUUCUUUCUCCGUUGACUCCGCUAGUAAACAAAUAAGAAAUGUCCUGCUUUCUGCCUGCGAUGACGUUGCACAGAAACUCGUCUGUUUGUUGUCUCAUGUGAACUGACAUUGUUCAAGAAUACUCUGAAGCAGCAUUGCGCUGCAAAACUGGUUUUGGUUUCCUUUGGACUUUUUUAAUAAAACAGAUAAGAACAAAUGUUACUUAUCCACAAACACGACAAAGCAUAGUAGAACUUGUAAUAUUAUCAUAUAUGUUAAUCAUUAGUGUAGGAGAAGGGGUGGGACGAGAUAAGUUUCGACUUCUUCCCAGCCAGUAGUAUCAGCUUUGUGUACAGUCUUUUCAGAAUCAAUCAAUCAAUCGAUAUCUAUUUAUAUAACACCAAUUCACAACAAGUGUUAUACCAAGAUACCAAACAAAAAAACUGGUCUAGACCAAAUUCUAUUUACGAAGACCCAGUGUAAAGGUGGGAUAAGAUUGAGCCACAUCUGCUCGAGGUAGAAACCUUGAGUAGAACCAGACUCAUAUGAGACAGUCAUCUACUGCUACCACACUAGAAAGGGGAUAGAGGAAGACGCAAAACAUCUACAGCAGCGGCACUAAAGGAUGAUGGACUCGCAGAAAAGACUGUGUAUUAGUGACUCUAAUGGGUCAUGACGAUUCAAAGUUAACAAUAAAGACAGAAAGAGGAUGGAGAAGGAGGUAAAGGUGCUCACUAUGCCAGAGCCUAAACCUUUGGCAGCUUCACUAAGAGGUGGCCCAGGCCUGAACCUGCUCUGACUGUGAGCUUUAUCAAAGAGGAACUGUUUGAGCCUACUCUUAAAGUUAGAGAGGGUGUCUGAAUGUGUGUGCCUAGAAGAGUUGAUUGGAGGCGUGUACACUCUUGCUCAGUGGUUAGGGAAAACACUGGUGGGUAGAAUUUAGAGGCUUUUGUUUAGUUUAAUAGUCAUGGUGCUGAAUUAAUCCAUUAGAAGCAUGAUAAGGUUGAUAAAUAGCAAAUGAAGACAUCCAGAGGGUCAGUGUUGUGAGGAUGGGCAGGGGUAAAGAGUUCAACAUGAACAGGUGUGAGGAGGAGGUGGCAUUCAGGACAAUGCUGUGUAUGAAGCUGUGUGUUAAUCAGUGUGUGUGUGUGUGUGUGUGUGUGUGUGUGUGUGUGUGUGUGUGUGUGUGUGUGUGUGUGUGUGUGUGAGGUCGUGGAGUUGCACAGAAUGAGCCUGGUGCUGUGAUUGAAACCAGGGUCUGUUCCUGCCUGUCACAUGUUUGGAUACACACAGAGAGAAUCUUAUACCCGUUUAUACACACACACACACACACACACACACGCACACACACACACACACACAAACACUGGGCUCUGUUUGAUAGCCGCCCUCAGCUCCUCCAAUAAAAGCUGCGUUCACUAUCAGCUCAGCCAAUCAGGAGGGAUCUGGAUGUAAAGUGGGGUGUCAGUCUCUCUCACACACAGCGUAACACCUCCACGCUGAGUGUGUACAGGGUGUCAGUGACAGACAGGAACUGUGUGAAUACCACCUUCAGAGAGGGGACAGUCAGUGCAGAAGCAGCAGUUUUUAACCUGCAUUCAGACUGAUAAUGAAGAGGUCAAUACAAAUUACACAGUACCCUCUGUUCCUUUGAACAGUUAAAGACACUAACGAGUACAAAAAGUUUUGUUUUGUCUCCACUAGAUUAGUUCAGCCUACAGCAAUAAAAGCCCAGCAGUACACCCCAGUUUUAUCCACUCUGUUCUUUUUGUACGUCUCACAUUAUUAUUUAAACUGUCCAACAGAAUCGCAGAAAGGAUUCCUGCAGAGACAGACCUCUUUGUCAAAGAAAAUUUCUUUUAAAUGGAUGCAGUUCUUGUUAAGUUGUUGAUGCUGUUCUUAACCCUCCUCCUGUGUUAGGGUAGGCACUGGCCUGUUUUUGUUUUUAAAUGCUUAAAAGAACCACUUAAAUUCAUUUUUUGCACCAAGACUUUUUGACUUUGUCAGGAACCUCUAUUUCAACAAAAUAAAAACAUAAAAUUGAAUAAAUUAUAAAAUGCCCCUAUUAAAAUUAUGGCACUUGUUGUGUUAGGGUCACUGUUGACCCGCUUAGAUUAAUAUCUAAUAAUAGGGGCAAAAAACCAAAAUCAUAAGUGUACUGUCAGGCACCACACUGACAGUCCUAUCCUCUUCCAACCAUGCGAGAUUUAGGAAAUUCUCAUUUUGCCAUGUUUUUCCCUGCAAAAAAACGUAGGGCAUGUCCAGACAUGUGAGAUCAAUGCAGUAUAGAUGUCUGUAUGAGAGGUAUACUUGCAAAAAGCCCACUACAAAAAUAUUCUAAGCAAUAUUUUCACAGAUAAUGAAGCCUAAUAAUAAAUCUUGAGAUGAGAACCAAAUUGGAUGAUAGAGAAUUGUUUUUAGUGUAAUUUACAGCUGAUUUAAGACACGGGUCAAAACCAACCCUUAACAUAGUGGCUGCGCAGUGAUAGCUAACACAGGAGGAAGGUUAUUCAAAGGUAUGUGAUCAGCCAGAAUAUGCCAACUUGAGAGUGUCCCUCAGACUGUAGUCAUCCUCAGUGGUGACCUUGCCACCCAUUAACAAGUGCUCCAGUUAAUUCAUUUGAUUUAUUUCCAACCACAAGACUGCUGUGACUCACGUCGCCCAGAAUAGUGCUCUUUUUAUGAUGUGGCAGCUCACUGACAUCAGCCUGCACCUGCAUGCUUAGCUUGAAGGAAGUUGCUCAGAGUCAAAGUACUUCAGUGAUAUUUGAUAUCUGUUUGACACUAAGUGCAUAAUGCAGGUUUUAAAUCUGAAGGCUUUCAGAGGUGAUGUUACAGCUGUCACUGCCUUCAUGUGUAAGUUUUACUGUCACUUUGUGUCUUUGAUGGUUUAAAUAAGUAAUUUAGACUCAUCAUAACAUCCAUUUUAUACUAAAAACAAACUCCUGCAUGAAAUGAAAAAUUCAAGUUUUUCCCUCUGGAGUCUGGUGUGUUUGUAGAGAGUAAUGUAACAGCUGUACCAGAUAGAGGAUCUGUUAGUCAGAGAUAUAAUUAGGGCAGAGAGCUUUAAGAGUAAUCAAAGCCAUCAUCUGACAGUUACAAGGAUUUCAGUUUUAGUGGAACUCAGUGGAGUUUUUUCAGCCACUCACAUAUUCAGUCCUGUAGUACAGUCUACAUGUGUAUCAUCAGAAUAGUGGAAAACAACAGAAUAGAGAAUAAUGGAUAAUAACAGAAAAAUAGUAUGUUUUCUGUGUUGUAUACCCCAGGUAAACGUGAAUAAAGAAAAUAAAAUUGGUCCCAAAACCGACCCCUGAGGGACCCCAUAGUUAAAGACAUAUAAAGACUAAAACUUUGCCUUUCAUCCCCACCUAGAGCCUCAGUGUGUUUUGAAGAAAGCUGUGAUCAGAGAACAUUUCACUGCUGCCAUUAAAAGAAAAACCUUGUCUGUUUUGAACUCCAUUAAGGUGCAUUGCAUUCGACUUGUAUCAUGGUGCAGGAAUGAUGUUGAAACACAGUCAACCUUUGGAUCCGUUAGUCCUUCAAAAAGUAGUUCCUGGGCCAAAAAGUACGUGGUGCUCCUGGGUGGAAAUGCAAACAACUUUUGAGCCCAGUACUAAGUUACAAACGACACAGCUUUUAAGGCCUUACAAAUAUUACCCGUUGGCUUUAAUAACCACUUACAUUAUUGUGAAAUCUUAUCAUCACUUAUCCGUCAAAACUUUUUAUAGAGUCACUAAAAACAAGCAUCAAAGCGAGUAACCGUUGCAGUCACAGGGUCGGGUUUUAAACAGGUUAGACAAACAUAUUUAGAGGAGAAACGGUUAUAGAGUGACUCUCAGGCUCCCCUUUGCCCUUUUGUUCUUGAGAGGGAUUAUUGGUGACAUUUCAGAUGAGCUGCCUUCAGUUUUACCUCCUAAUAAAGAGGUUUAGAUAAUCUGGAUAAACUCUUGGCUCCAUCUGACUCAUUCUUCUCAACCCCCACUGUGUUCCCAGAUCUCUGCAGCUUAAUCUGGAGACCAAACAACUCAAAAAAGUUACUACAACAAACUGGAAUUAGCAUUUAAACUCUUAUGUCUUUUUUGUGGGGGGAUCUAAAGUAACUGCACAGUGACCUUUGACCUCUCCUUCUCUCUCUCUCUUCUAACAGUAAACCACGGACAGUUCCCGAAGCAGGAGGAUUCGUACGCGUUCGAGGAGGACAGCAGCAGUGAGAGUCUGUCUCCAGAGCAGCACCACAGCGAUGAGUCUCAGAGCUCGGCGUGUCCUUCAUCAGAGGCUGUCGGCAGCACGGCCUCCUCCUCCUCCUCACCUGCCCUCACCAGCCCUCGACAGGUAAAACACACCCCUUUUUACUCUUCUACUUCUGUCCCUGACACUGUUGCACCUCUACUGCCUCUUCUGUGCCUCUAUUGCCCUCCUGUGGCAGCAGAGUGAACUGCGUCUCCUCUUUCUCUCUCCUCUGAUAGUUGGACUCAGUUGAACCGGUCAGGUGUCGUUAUUUUCUGUCUGCUCACCUCCCAAAUACCAUGACCUAAUUCGAAAGUCCACCACCACCAAAAGUCACCAGAUUAAAUGUGUGACUGAAACAGGGUUGUCUACAUCUACUGCUGAAAUAUUUCAACAAACUCAUCGUCUCUCAAAUUCUUGUUUAUGAAUACUUCUGGAAAUGAAAUGUCAAUACACGAGCGUUUUUGGGGAUAACUUUUCCAUUUGGAUUGCAAACUAACGUCAUGAGUGCAGCUCGUCACUGUGACUCUUAAACCCCACAGGAGGAAAACAGAGACAUCCGGACUGAAACCGUAAAAUAUAAAGUAACAACCACUUCAGAACCGCAACACCAAACAUCCUCCACUGUUUUUCUUUUUUUUUUAAUCAGUUGCUUGAUUUCACAAAAUUACGAAUAUAAGUGUCAAAUUACAGUUGCGUUUCAUUCUCAUUUAAAGCAAAAUCUGCCCUAAAACUGAACAUUUGAAAAUGAGACAAUAAUGGCAUCUUUUAGAAAACUAGGAUGGACAGAAAGGAACAACACGUCCAAUUCCUUGGCAGAGCUUUAAUUAUUUUACUCAGUUCAGUUUAAGUCAUUGAACUUGAGCAGCUGCCAAAGUUAUGCUUUUAAAGUCUUGUUUCAGUCUGGCUGUACAUUUUUGGAUGUGUGUGUGGAUUAUUUUCACACUGACUCUCUUCUUAAAGCUCCCUGUCCAAAACUUGUGGUAGGGAGAUCGCACCUCCUCUCUGUGCAUCCAUCAAAAGCUAAGGCUGGUAGAGCAGCAGCAAAGACCUCAGGGACAGAACACCCAUGUGGGCUUUAUAACAUGAUGGUCAGUGGUGGCUCCUCACAGAUUUCUCAGGGGGGGCGAUUGUAGCGAUGAUGACUAAAGUGACCCAUUCAAUGGCUACCACAUAUAAGCACUAGACUGCAAGAUAAAUACUUUCCCUUUAGCCACCUUUGCUACACAUUAGCAGACACGUAAUCAGUUUACCUUUGAACAUGGAGACAGGUAACCGCUUCACCAUUAAUAAAGACAGUUACUAGAUACAAGUUGGCAACAUUAGUAUUUAUUUACAGUUCUUUAUUUUCUGUGACCAUUUCUUGCAGAGCCAACUCAAACACACAGCAGAACUUGACACAGUGGAUUAGGCGGGCUAGGAUAUCUCACCUCGUCAUUGUGACGACGAACCACGAGCCUGUAGCUCUCAUCCAGCUGUGUCGCAGUCUUGACCUGCCCAAUCGCAGAAAACUUAAUGCAACUGUCCGACUCAUGAUGUUUCUUGACCUUUUCCGACAGAUUGCGCAUUUCGGUGACUCCCAUUGUUGUCCACGCUGUGAUGUCUGCCGUGCUGCUAUCAGAGUGAAACAGUGUGCAGGGGUAGCAGAAUCAAGUGUUAGCUAUUUCACAGCCCACUAGCCAGGUUUUCAGCUCGUACCAGCUCUGCGAAAAUCCCCAGUUAUAUGAUUUCCCUCCCUUUGUUGAAAUCUGUUUGAUAUCCAAAUUUGGUCUAGGGGGGGUCCCAAACCACCCAUGACCGUUUUUUUUUUUUUUUUUACAACUAUAACUUAAAUCUUUCUAGAUUUUUUUAUUCCUUUUGCAACCCAAUACUUAAUACUUUUUUAUUUUUUGAUCAGGGAGGUACAACCCAAGACCCUCCUGAUCAGAGCCAGGAUGAAGGUCAGUCUUCUGCCAACAACAGCCAAGCCACUCCUCCAAUACCUGUUCCUGCUAUCGUCAAGGUCAGCAACGUUUACCUCCAUCUUAUAAACAGUCAAGUUUGAAUUUCUGUUUGCAUGUUCACCCUCUCUCCCUCCACCUCCCGAACAGUCAAAGACGUCAGACAAGAACCGCCAUAAGAAGCCCAAAGAUGUGAAGCCCAAAGUGAAGAAGCUGAAGUACCACCAGUACAUUCCUCCGGACCAGAAGGCGGAGAAGUCCCCCCCACCCAUGGACUCAGCCUACGCCCGCCUGCUCCAGCAGCAGCAGCUCUUCCUGCAGCUGCAGAUCCUCAGCCAGCAGAAACACGCUCACACACACCCACAGUCUCAGCAGCAGCACACACACACCCAACACACACAGGCCCAGCAGCAGCAGCAGCAGCAGCGACAGCCGGCCUUCAGCUACCAGCCUCAUCCACAGAGCCAAACACACAAGUAAGUCAGAAAAAAACACUCUAUACAUCCUCACAAAGACUUAACUUACACGUUUCCUUUUAGAAAAUGAAGUUUGCUGUAAAAUAUCAAAGUAUUUCCAAAGCUGCGCCGUAUUUUGACACAUUUUGGGCUUGAAGCUCCUGUGAGGAUUUUUUUUUGCUUGAUUUAAAACAGACUGAAUUUAUUAACUGUGUAUUUCAUGACAUGAAAAAGAAAACAAGGCUGUUAAAAAGAAAAGUGACCAUAUCCAUUUAGUUAGUUUUACUGUCUCUGAAACCACAGGAGGGAGUAGGUGUCAGUUAAAGUGACUAACAGCGCAAAGCUGAUUCGGGCUGACAACUCAAGUAGGGGAGACUGGGGACAGUUGCAACACUUUUUGCUUUUUUCUCAAUCACUCAGAGAUGAUUUGGACUAGGCCAACCAUUUAUUUAUUAAUAUAGUAAAUUUACAAACCAUUCCCCAUACCAUUUAAAUAUGAUUACAUUAGACAGAUUUUUCACAAUAUUCAUUCAAUCAAAAAAAAGUCAACUGUUGCAACCGACCCCAUCCCUGGGACGGUUGCAACACUACUCAGGGACAGUUGCAACAUGUCACAAAUCCAUUCAGCCUCUGAAACAGGUGAAAAGACGGCAGAACCCACAAAGCAAACUGACUCCAUAAUCCAAAAACUAAACACAUUAAUAAAUUUACAGGACAAAAACUGCAACGACAAAUGUGUCUGGAGAGGACAGAUCAUUUUAGUAGAGACAAGCCUUGAUUAAAAUUCAUCUGCUAUAAAGUGUAGGUGCACGACCUAUGAGUCUUUGAUACAGCCAUUGGUAGAGGAUGUUAUUUUUUAAUGGAGGAUGUCUCUUUAUGAAUUGUUUCCUAUUUGAUUUUAAUAGUAUGAUAGAAUUAAUCUUCUUUAAUUCUUCCCUCACAGAGGCAUGAAUGAACAGCUCUCAGCCUGCAGCUCCAGUGGACCGCAGAGCCAAACUAACAGUAACUUGUCCUCACCGGUGAAAAACUCAUAUCCAAACCAGAGCACCAUCUCACCGGUUAAGCCCGGACCGCUGCCAGCUAACCUGGAUGACUUAAAGGUAGGUGUUACACUGUGAAAACUUGGACUUUUGCUCCAUAUAUGAACGUGUCACAAACAUUAACCUCACUGUUUGUUUGUUUUUUUUUUUCUGUGUCAGGUGUCGGAGCUCAGGCAACACCUGCGUAUCCGUGGCAUGCCUGUCUCUGGCACAAAAACCGCCCUCAUUGAGCGUCUCCGACCCUUCAAAGACUCCAACUCUGGCUCCUCCCCCUCUGGAUCCUCUGACAUCACCACUGUGACCUUCCCCGUCACACCCACUGGCUCCUUGUCCUCCUACCAGUCCCCCUCCUCAUCGAGCGCCCUCUCCCAGGGAGGCUACUACCCCUACCCCAGCACCUCCUCCACCCCUCCCAUCUCUCCUGCCUCCUCGGAGCUCUCCCUCAGCGGCUCGCUCCCCGACAGCUUCAGCGAUGUGCCCAUGUCCUCGCCAGCGCAGUUUAACCUGCAGCCAUCCCCCACCCAGCUCAACAUGGAAGAUGGGGGACUGGGGGGAGGAGGUCUGGGUGGAGGACCACAGAGAGCAGGGGAGGGUGGAGGUAUGGAUGGAGUAGAGGCAGAGAAAGACAAGAUGCUGGUGGAGAAGCAGAAGGUGAUUGAGGAGCUGACGUGGAAGCUCCACCAGGAACAAAGACAGGUAAGAGAGAGUAUUUCAGAGUCUUUUAUUUUGAAGGUUUAGAAUAAACUGCAGUUCUUUAAGUGGCCACUUGAGGCUGAUUUCAAAAGUUCAAGUUUCAGUUUAUCACAUAGAGUGUAUAUAGAAUGGACGCUGUCUGCCGCCUCACUGGGUGAAGCGACCACGAGAACAGCACCCUCUGGUGACGGGCUGCAGUAUAGGUCAUAAAUCCCGCCUCCGCCAGCAAAGCUUAUGGGGUUGUGGACAAACUUAAGAAAUUUUAGAAACUUUAGAAACUGGACAAACUACCAGCGACUCUGCUGCCGAAUGCGCACAAUGCGACUGCGCAAUUGGUGAAGUGCGUACAACGCUACUGUGCAAUGUUGGUUUCAGGAAAUGGAAACAUGGGGCUCUAUGGUAACUGACUCACUUUAGGAGCCAGCCUCCGGUGGACACUCUUGGAAUUGCAGUCUCUGUAACUCUAACUCCUGUUAAGUUUAAUGUAUUUCAUGAGACAAUUAACGAGAUGUACAUUUUAGUAGUUAUUGACACAUGAUCUGCUUACAUGCUAAUUUUAGGUUGAGGAAUUGAAAAUGCAACUCCACAAGAGGAAACGCUGCUAUGGAGCAACACAGGACCCCGUCCCUCCUCCGCCCCAUCCCACCCUGCAUCAUCAGCAGACACCCCCUAUGAUGGGACAGCAUUUCUUUGGAAUGACAAUCAAGCAAGAGCCCAUGUCUUUGACCUCCAGCUGUCCUCUGUCCUCUCCAAAGCAGCUGAAGAGCUCACCUGGCAGCUGUAUGGAGGAGAUGGGACACUGCAACACCCCACUUCCUAGUAUGGGGGCCCCAAGUGGACUACAAUGUAUGGACACAGCCCCGUCUUCUGGGAGCCCCUCCACGAUGUCAGCCUUCCUUAGUCCACAGUGCUCUCCGCAGGACUCCCCCAUUGGAAAGCCUUCAGGGAGCCCCCAGCCUUCAUCUCCCAAUAACUCUUAUCUGCUGACACCUCCACUCGGGAGGGACAGCUGCCAUCACCCCCAUCAUCCCCAGGGCAACAGCAGAAUACGCAGCAUGCAGGUACGGUGUGUUUAUGAACGGAUGAUAUUAAGAGGCACGACAAUAACCUCAGUCACAAUUUUAUUAAGAGUUUCUCCUAUGUUAUUUUUAUGGAGUGAAAUUCAGAAAAUUUGUGGAUUUACUGUUAAAAAAAAAAAAAAAAAACUUAUCACAUGGUCCGAAGAGUGUUCUUAUUGUGCGUUCCAAUUAUCUUGGAAGUCGGAGCUGGGAAUGAUGUCACACCCCGGUUAUCAGCGUUUCAGUUUCAAAGUCAGAAAAAAGUAGCCAACAGCCAAAAACACUGACUGAAACUACCACGCUAAGGUUAGCCGUUUUUAGCACCACCUGCUUUUUAGUUAGCACAUACACAUGAAAAAUGUAAAUUACACUAUGACAGCAUUUACUCAUAUAUACAUUUAACAAUACUAUUGUAUACGGCUGACUUAUUGUGACAACAAAUAGUAAAAAGUGUUAAUAAAAAUGAUUACAGGAGCUUCUACUUACUGUUUACAACCGGCGCCGCCAUCUUUUUUUUAAAUGUCAGCUUAGGGGUUGUGUGGAUCGUCCGACUUUCUGAGUUGGAAAUCCAACCUUGGGGGUCGUUAUAGUUGAAAGUUCCGAGUUGGAGCUUGGAAAUCCCGACUUCCAAGUACAACUGGAAUGCACCAUUAACUCCAUGACUCUUCAACCCGGUGGAGGAAAACUGUACUUUUGCCCUUGACAAAGCCCAAACCAUGAUCUUUUUUAGCCUAAUGAAAUAGAUAUGGUAAUCUAUCAAGUUGUUUUUGUACCAAGCUGAAUACUUUGGUUUUGAAAGCCAAUCAAGUACUGUAGGUUUCCUCAGAAACACUUUAUGGCUGAUAUUUGGUAUUGAUGGCCAAUAAAAAGUGUGCUUCUUUGGCUACACUGCCAGCAUGUCUUCCUUUUGAGACUGUUUUCUUUGAAUCCCCUAAUGUCUCUACUGCAACAUUAUCUGAUUGACGAGAUGUUUGGUGUUUAUUCCUUUAAACAAUGUUGAUGGUUUCGGUUGGGAGGAAAAGUCUGCUGGAGUUUGUAAUAUUGUGAAUCAUACAUUUUGACAGAAGAUUUAUUGUUAUCUUCCUGUGUAGCUGUGGUACUUUACCGAGUAAUUGUGGUGCGUAACCACUUGACCAUUUGUGUUUGUCUACAGAUGCAUCAGAAGAACAGUGGCCAGCCAAUAAACUGCUCCUAUCCUCCUGACCAAAGAGGUCUACAGGGAGUCUUUCCAAACUCCACAGAGUGUGGUCACAGCAGCUCCGCCAAAGCUGACAAUCACAACAUGCAGCCAAAGGUGAGCGAUACGUCAACAUUCAGGUCCUUCACAAUGUCGUGUUAGUGUCAUGUAUUCAUCACCUCACGUUCACGUAACUGUUUUUCUUUUUCUAUUAAUUUGUGUGCUGUCUCUGACACCGUAUGAUUGUCUUUGUUAUGAGGUUCAUCGUCACUUCAUCUGUCUUCAUCACAUGCUCCUUCACGUGUUGGUGACUUUUUCUCAGAAAGAUAACAACGCCAACCUUUCAUAAUAAAGAGGAUCUUUAAUAUGAUGAGAUUAUCUGAUCAUGAGGCCGGAUUCUUAGAUACUUUGAACCCCCUUAACAUACUAGUGGGCUAAUGUCACUUUUCACCUAUGUUUCAUGUAGAUGUCAGUAUUGCCCUCCCCUCGGCAUGUUGGUCCAAAGGGCCAGGUGUCCCCCCCUGCCUUCAGUAGCUCAGAUUCAGAUGACUUAAGACAGCCCCCAUGCUAUGAGGAUGCAGUCAAGCAGGUAAACUCAAAAUCAAACCAAAUUCAAUAGACAAUGGCUGUUCAGAGAUUUGUAAUCUAUUGGCGUUGCUCUAAUUCCACUUUCCUCAUCCUGUCUCCUGUUUCUUUUUUGUCUCCAUCACCUCUUUUAAUUAUUCAUACGCUUCUUCACAGCACUAACUGUCCACCCUUUUAAAAAGUCUGAAGCAGUUUGUUGGUAAAGUGGUACAAACUAUUUUUGAAGGCAGAUGUAUCUUCAUUGGUUCAAACCUUUUUUUUUAACCAUGAUGUUGAUAAUAUAGGUUAGCCAAUCCAUCCAUUUGAGGCCAAUUUCUCUUGACAUCACACUCAGGAUUGCAAACUCUCAUAUUCUUACACUAUUGUUAUUCCAGUUUAAUCAAUACAAAUUUUCUGUUUCCGUAUUGAUCAACAAGUUUAAUUUUAAGUUCAUGACUAGGGACUUGGCAGCUAUAAUAUUAUGUUUGGCAACUUCCAAAGUUGAAAUUGAACUGUUCCUUGGCUGAUAUCUACGUCUUUGAAAAAGCAACUUUAACUAAACAGAGCUAAUGAGUGAAUACCAUAGACUGUAUAUAGAAUGGAUGUCGUCUGCCUCCUCGCUGGGUGAAGUCACAGUGAGAACAGCACCCUCUGGUGACUGGCUGCAGUAAAUAAAAUCGCAUAGCUGACCUGGGGGAUACACUGUUUGAGCCGAGCAUCAUCACAGCGACUCUCAGCAACUCUCCUGCUGAAUGCAUGCAAUGCUACAGAGCAAGGGGUGGUUCCAGGAAGUGGAGAAAAUCCUGGAAAUAGCUAGAGCAAUUUGGCUUCAAAUUCAAAUAAUGAUGGAAGGUGGAGCCAAGUUGUCCAUAGUAUAUUCAUUCUAUGGUGAGAUGCUUUCUGCCUCUUCAAAUAGUCACUGUUUAUUUUCUUGUUAGCUACUGGUCAAUUAAGUGGCAGUAAAAUUAAGAUUUUUUUCAGUAUCCCUGAAUUUGUACCAUUUCUAAAUUGGGACACAGAUGAAUGUGAUGAUACCGUGCUACCUUCUAAGUCUUGGGGGAUAUCAAAGAAUUAGCUGAACUAGACUACAAGGUUCAAGUGCCAAGGCCGCUAGGGCAGAGCCCCAUAGCGGGGGGUUUUAGCCAAAAUCGCGUUACCUCUGUCAUUUUCAAGGGCUUUUCUUCUGCAGAGCUCCAGUAGCUCAUUAGCAAUUUGCGUCUGAGUCGUGGGCGGAGACAGUGCUGAUCUGCACACUCCUCUUCACGCUAGCUUGCAGCCUAACAUUACUUGUGCAGCAGAAGUUUCUGGUAACAUAGGAGCUAUUUAGCUCUUGCACACUAAUAUCUUUAGGGACAUGAUGAAAGCUAAUACUAUAAUUAGCUUUCUCAAGAGUAUUGCAAUCCAUUAAUGCACAUGCGUGUUCCGCGAUUUUCCACUCUAUUUCUCAGUGUGACCUGCAUAGUGAGGCUCUGGGGGCGGAGCUUGGAUUUGUGAUGUAGGAAAUCUCACUGUGUCUGCACCUGCCUUUUGGGUCUGCCUGAGAUUCACAACGAUUUGAAUGAAGAAAUACUCAGGAAUGCAAUUCCACACUAAUUUCUCUCAUGAUAUGUCCUGUACCAUCAGAAAAAUGUCAUAUGAACAUGUAGACAACAAGAAAAACAAGAUUUUCACUGGAGCGGGUCUUUAACCAAAGUCAGAGAUCGAGAGUAUUUCAGGUGAUGUCUUGUUUAGGCUUAUUUACCAAACAGGAUUUAUAUUGGAGGGUUUUUUUGUCCUCGAUUGUUGUCAUUUUUUGAGUCAUUUUAGCCAAUAAACCAGCCUGCCUUCAAAAACAGUUUGUGCUGCAUAAAUCUGCUCUGCAACUCUUCAUAGACUGCCUGAAAGCUUCCAUACCUUCAGCACAAUCGUGGAAUACAUCUGAUUGUAAAACAGUUGGAAAGUAUUCAGUUUGUAAAAACAAUCACUUUUUAUUAUUGUUACAGCAACUGACCAGAAGUCAGCAGAUGGAUGAGCUGCUGGACGUGCUCAUAGAGAGUGGAGGUAAGGUCAUUUAUACCGCACUAUCACCAGAGCUAGAGCUGCACAGUCACGGUGUUCCCCCUCAGCGGGGUCAGAUCAGAACCUGCUGUGACCCUCCCUCGUCUCCUCUUUCUCUUCAAGAGAUGCCCGCUAACGCCAGAGAGGAGAGGGAGAGGUCCUCUGUAACCAAAGUUGUGCCUCACAUUAAUGUGUCCCCAGGGUGCCCCGGCCUCCUCAUCCCGAGGUUCCACCGACACUACGAGCACCUGAGCCCCUCCCAGCUCCCCUACGACCACUCAGCCAAUCACAUCACAGAGAGCCACCUGGAGAACCUGCUGGGAUGCCCGGUCGGUCGGGGAGGGGAAGUGGCCCUUCUUAAAAUGGCAGCUGAGGAAGGGGGGCAGGAAGAAGAAGGGAACAGAGAUGGCGAAGGUUACAGGAGCCCCCACAACCACCACCGCCACCCACACCACCCCCAACAGGACAAAAUGAUGACCAAGAGAGAGCUCAUGGACACGCCUCUGUCGCCCAUCAGCAGCAAGGUGACGAUGGUCCCUGAGGUGCAGGGUAUGGUUAGCAUGGCGUUCAGCGAGACGCCAUGGGAGACGAUGGAGUGGUUGGAUCUGACUCCGCCCAGCUCGGCUACAGCUUUCAACGUGGCUCCACCCUCUGGGCCGAGCAUCUUCAACACAGAGUUUUUGGAUGUAACAGACAUUAACCUGAACUCUGCUAUGGAUCUCCACCUGGAGCACUGGUGA